Pelobates cultripes (western spadefoot toad) is the source of this 70749-nucleotide messenger RNA. Lineage: Eukaryota; Metazoa; Chordata; Amphibia; Anura; Pelobatidae. The record is from the annotation of a GenBank genome assembly.
CACAAGCCUGCCUUGCCUGCAGUGUGGCGGAAUGAUUCACUGUGGUGAGAUGGAGUUCCGGUCCGGUGUGUGGGAUGGGAGCUUGUUAGAUGAGCCUGUUGUAUGUCAGCCCGGGGAGUGUAGUAUCCUUCCGCCGGUACUGGGCGCUGUGUCCUGAGCGAGCUGUCCGCAGGAAGAGGGGGGUCCCUGCCGUACGCAACCUGAGGUGCGUGUCCCGGGGGGGCUGGGCACAGGCUCGGUGAGGGCUCAGUGCGGGCACUCCAGCUGCUGCGGACUACCUUUCCUGGGAUGCUCAGUGCUAGCUCGCUAAGCAUCAUGGGAGACGUAGUCCACAACAGCUGGAGAGCUGGGGAGUAGGUUAGUAGAUUGCUGUUCAUCUCUGUGAGUGUGCUGCUGUCAUUGAAUUUGUUCUGUGAAGUGUUUUUUUUUUAAAUUUAUUUUAAAACCACCUGUUUACAUUAUGGUUUAUACCAGGCUUGGCCUCCAGCUGUUGUAGGACUACACCUCCCAUGAUGCUCUGCCAGCCUUAAUGCUUCCAAAACACCAUGGGCUUUGUAGUUGUUACACCUGGGGUGGAACAUUAUCCAUAUUUUUAUGUCUAAAAUGAAAAGUUCUAAAUCUGUUGCUAUCAAAACGAAAUGUAUCUUGUUGCUCUAUUUAGAAUUCUGACUUAGAACUGCUUUCAGUUCAUAGGGUUCUUUUACAUGUUUGUCAAUUUCUGCUUGUGACUUAGUCACGAUGGGUACUUCCCAUUCAAUCCCCAAGUAGAAGAAUUCUUUUUUUUUUAAUGGAACAUUUAUACUUUAUAAGAAAAUAAACAUUGUGGGGGAAAAAAAAAAAAGCUAAACUAAGGGAAAGGGUAAAGAAGAAGAAAAGAAAGGGCUAAAAUUUAUAUUCACUAGUUUUGAAUUUUCUGGAAUUAAGUGUGAUUUUUAAUUUCUAGUUCAAAUUAGACAAGUUGUGUGUGCCUUACCAAGGCUGCUAUAUAUUUAAACACCGUCCAGUGCUUGAUUGUGUGACCAAGUACAGACCAAGUUGUGCAGUAUAUGAGCAUCUUUGACGUUUUAUAUCCGCAGCCCAGAAAAUAGAAUUCCGACUGACAUCUCCUGGCAGACUGCUGCCAUUAUAGUCCUCUUUUAGAGGUGAGGUACGCUACACUAUGCAAAGUUGUUAUGGUACUUAGAGGGACAAUUCAAAGACUUACUCUGUCGUAUUAUUGUCUUCUUAUGGACAAACUACAAAGGUUGCACUGUGCAAUAGUGAAUGGAGAUUAAGCACCCAGAUUUUCAGCCUCAUUGUGACUAGGUAUUUUAGAUACUUUCUCUUAUCUCCUAUGUGCUAUACAAUGCCCCCCAACAAAAUAACAGUACCUGCUCUACAAAUUAUGGUGGUAUGUGUCCAGUACAUUUUGCUUUUAAUCUUCCAAAAAUACACUCAAAAAAUAAUAAUAAUGGAAAUAUUAUGUGUUUGGACUUACAAAACUAUGGAUGGAAAUAAUGGCAAUUAUGAUACUUCCAUCUUGGCAAGUUGUCCACUUGAUUGUGGGAUUUUUUGUAAAUUUAAAUAAAAUUCUAAAUUAAAAUUCUCUUAAAAUAUAUAUAUAUAUAUAUAUAUAUAUAUAUAUAUAUAUAAAAAAAAAAAAAAAAGUCAGAAGAAGCCAUAACAUUAUUUAUAGAUAUAAAUAUAAAGAGCAAUGAUGACUGUAAUAUCACACUUUAUAUAGUUGUAUACAGUUAAUUCCAUUCAUUAACUCCUGGUGUGUGUGUUUUUUAUUUUAUUUUUAAAGAAAUAUUUGUUGUUGUUGUUAAUACAGAUUGGCAAACUAAUUUGGGGAUUUUUCUACAUGCACAAAACGCCGAAUAGUGAUUACAACACAAACCAACCAUUGGAUGCACAAUUUUGAUCUGUUGUGGAGCCGACCAUCUUUGAGCAUGCACAAGUGUAUGAAACUGUUGAUUUGUCCAGCUAUUCUUUGAUACUUUGCCCCUUCCUUCAUGUGAGAUCAGGCAGAAGGUUUUUGGGGUCAAGAUGAAGCCAUGCUGGUGUUUAGGAUGGUGCAUUCUGGUUACACUGCACGUUAUCGUUCUACUUUUGCCGCAAUUGCCACAUGCUGAACGUGUGACAUCUGGAUCUCCGCGUGAAGACACUGGAAAACACCACGGUAAGAAGCGUUUUUGUAUAUUCACUUUUGUUUGUAACAAGUUAAUACUGUGUAAGGAGCAUGUACUGAAACCAGUCCUCACUGACCAGAGAUAUUCAGAUAUUUAAUCAUGGGCAAUAGAUUCUGUGUAACAAGUGGUGAAAUCAUAACAUCAAAUAAAAUACAACAUUUUGAAGAGGGUUCUGUAUGGAUCAAUUGCUGCUUAUGGUAGUGUUAGAUCCACUGCUUCUUAAUGAGUGACUGGGAGAAGCUUGAUUUAGGUCUUUCAAAAUGUGUUCUCAUGGAAACCCGUUUAUUCAUUAUGAACGGAGAGGUUGAUGGUGGGUUAUUAAAGGUAACAACAUGUGAGAGAGGUAGGUUCAAUUUUUUAUUUAUAUACCUGAUCCCAGCACUAAUGUCUCUCUGUGCUGGGUUUUGUCUCCGUCUCCUCUGACGUCCUGUGAUGAGCUGGUGCUAAGGUGCGGCAAAUACCACGCUCGCAUCAAGCCUCCCCGUAGGAAAGCAUUGAACCAAUGCUUUCUUAUGGGGAGAAAUCUGAUGCUGGAUGUCCUCAUGCAGAGCGUAAGGACGUUCAGCGUCCAUUACUGGAUCAAAGGUCUGUUGACAGCCACUAGGGGCAGACUUAGUGCUGCAAUGUAAGCAUUACAAUUUCUCUGGAACUGCACUGUUUAACAUUGCAGCACUAAGUGCAAUAGGGACACUGCAUCCAGACAACUUCAAUAAGCUGAAUUAGUCUGGGUGCCUAUAAUGUCCCUUUUAGACACUAAGCAGGUGCCAAGGAUAAGUGAGAAUCCAAAUUAAGGUCUUAUGAGACGAUCCAGAAAGACCAAACGAUUAUUCCUUAAAAAAAAAAAAGCCAGAGUCCAUUAAAAGAUAGGGAACACAGAGUCCAAGUCAGCAGGCAAAUUGAGAAAAAGCUUAGAACAGGGGCAGGCACCCUUUGGCAUUCCAAAUGUUGUGGACUACAUCUGCCAUAAUGUAUUUACAACCAUAUUGCUGACAAGGCAUCAGGGAAUGUAGUGCAUAAGCUCUGGAGUUCUGAAGGUUGCCUACCCCUGCCUUAGACCUGGGCUCGACUAAUCUAAGGUCACCAUGGUGACUAGGAUUUUCUUGCUGGUGCCUGGGAAUUUGUCAGCCUAUUUAACGGAGACAGUGCAGAUGGUCGGUUGAGAAUGCAGGUGGUCAGUUGAUGAAGAGUGGAGGAGGCCAGCUGUGGGAGAGCAGAGAAGGGCGUGGGGCCUGGCCGUGCUGAACGCAUGCAGUGAGGGAACUGUAAUUCUCCCUCGUGCAACCUGCAGUGAUGCUGGGAGUCGGAAUAUGACAUCACUCCGGCACUGGCAUCCCUAAACAACGCAAAGAGUGAACAGAGCAGGAAGAUGAAAGCAGCCCUGCUCGUUCCCAGGGAGAGCAGAAUUACUCCAGUUCAUUUGAGUGUUUUAGAAUCAGUGAGUGUGUCUGUCUGCCUGCGAGUUUGUCACUCUGUCAGUGAGUGUCUGUUUAGGUGACCGGUCCCCCUCUGAUUGCAUGUUAAAGGAUAUUAUCCUUUUUUAAAAUAAUUUUUUUUUUUUUUUUUCAAUGCUGUGCCGGUCUUGCCGUGGCUGGCGCCACCUCUAUAGCUGAGAUAAUCAAUCUUGAUGAUCUCAGCCACGCCAAUGCUUCCCUGAGGUUAUUGUGCAUGCACUAAUCAGCAUUUUCUCAUAGAGAUGCAUUGAAUCAAUGCAUCUCUAUGGGGAACCAUUUAGCGCCUCCAUGCAGAGCAUGGAGAUGCUGGACAUAGUCUAAGAAUCGCCUCUACUGGUGUUACUGGGCAGUAAUGUAAACACUGCCUUUUCUCUGAAAGAUACAUGAAGGGUAAAGCACACAAAGUUCUGACAAGAAUGGUGCUGGAACAAAAGUGAGGUAAUUGUAUCUCAAAAACCUACAUUGAAUACAUUAUGUAUCUCUGUGAUUUAGGAUGUAUUCAAUGUGUAUGGGGAAAAUUCAAGAUAAGUAAUUUUUCCCAUUGCAGGUUUAUUCUAAACUCUCCCUCCUUUCCUUGUUGUCCUUUUCUGUUCCUGACUUCAUCUGCCAGGUGCUGUCAUCAUUACUGUCAUUUUGCAAAUGUGAAAGAAUACUAAAUGGUAUUUGUGGUGGUUCCCACAAGACCACAGGGUCUUCAAUAGAUAAUCUUUCACCUGUGCAGUGAUAUAAUCAUGUUUUGCGCAUUGUGCAAGACAGAGCUGGUGGAAAUGGCUCGGAAAACUGUUUGCCAAAGAUAGUUGAGAAAAAGUUCCUACUUUGUCUUAUGAAUAUCUUUUGGCUGAGUUGAAGUUUCAGAGAAAUUACAAUGCAAUUUAUGUUUAUGAAAAGCUUGGUAGAGAGAGAGAGAGAGAGAGAGAGAGCAGCUUUUUUUUGCUAGAAGGUGUAGUGAGUGUGUAAUGUGAUGCUGGGCUCUCACCGCAGCAGCCUCGGGCUGUUAUAAUUAAUUGGAAAAGGAAUCACAGUGCAAGUCCUGGGGAGACCAAUCUCAGAAGCCCCACUCCCUGUAGAGGCACUUCACAACAGCUAGCAUGGACUCUGCUCUUUACCACUUGGCAAUGUAAACUCCUUCACCAGGGCUCAGUUUCCUCUUGCAUAGUGCAAGAACGCAAGUGGAAUUUGUGAGCCGGGCGAGUUAUGAAAAUGUUAACAUUUCAGAAAAUAAGGCCCAGCUUGGCAGAGUUGUGUUAUUUAUUUAUUUUUCUUAAUGCUGUUUUCCGAUAUUCAGGGUUCUUGUGAUCUACUAUUUUUGAUUUGGUUAACCCAAAAUUAGUCCCCUAGCUCCUGCCAGCACUACCUCCCUCAGUCCUCAUCUGGCUACUGUACAUUGCAGAGUUUGCCUCGGCUUUGCCUUAGGACGUUCCAUGACUUGCAGUGGGCAGUUCAGUGACUGGCUGAGCAUGUCAGCUGAUGUCAGCCAAUCCCCAGCCGCCCAGGUAAACCUUCUACUGUACGGCAGACCGACAGUGAGGCAGUGCUUGAGGGCACUGAGAUACCAUCUUUGGGAUUAGACCAUUCAAAAUUGGUUUAAACCUGAAGGUAAGAUGGCACCCAGUAUUGUAAGUCUCCAUAACAACUUCAUUGAGAUACUAUCUAGCAUAAUGUGGAACAAAUUAUUAAUAAUAAUAUUUUAUUUAUAUAGUGCCAUCACAUUCCGUAGCGCUGUACAAUGGGUGGACUAACAGACAUGUAAUUUUAACCAGACAACAGCGAGGUGGAGGGUCCUGCUCAAUGAGCUUACAUUCUAGAGGGAGUGGGGUAUAGUGACAAAAAGGGUAAAAGUAGGGAUAUGAAGUAGGUUGUUAGAAAAGUAUUCAUUGAGAGCUUAGUAGAUAAUAUUUGACAGUUGCAGGAGAGGAGUCAAGGGGGAUGGGGAUUAAAAACCUGCUAACAGUUUAAUUUAUAUGCUUUCUUGAAGUGAAUUUUCAAUGAUUUAUUUUUUUGAAUGAGUGGAGACUGGGUGAAAUUCUUACGGAGAAGGGAAGGGAGUUUCACAGAAGAGGUGCAGCCCGUGAGAAAUCUUGGAGGCGAGCAUAAGAGGUGGGCGGACGGACAGAGGAUAUACGUAGGUCUUUGGCAGACCGUAGGAGCCUUGAUGGGACAUACUUGGGUAUUAGGGAGGAUAGGUAGGUUGGAGCAGCAUUAUGUAGGGACUUGUAAGCAAGCACCAGAAUUUUAAAUUGAGUCCUAUAUCUAACUGGAAGCCAAUGCAGGGACUGAGAGAACGGGGAGGCGUGGGAGGUGCGAGCAGACAGGAAAAUGAGCCUUGCCGCCUCAUUCAUUAUAGACUGCAGCGGUACAAUCUGGGAACACGUAAGACCACUGAGCAGGGUAUUGCAGUAGUCAAGGCGAGAGAGAACAAGAGCAUGGACCAGCACCUUAGCUGCAUCCAGGGUUAAAUAGGGGCGAAUGCGCGCUAUGUUUUUGAGAUGGAAGCGACAGGAUUUUGCGAUCGAUUGGACAUGAGGGGUGAAGGAGAGAUUGGAGUAAAAAAGAACACCUAGGCAACGAGCCUUCGAGGUAGAGGUGAUGGUAGUGCCAUUGACUUGGAGGGAGACAGACACUGGAGUAGUAACACUUGAGGUAGGAAAGACCAGAAGUUCUGUUUUGGACAGGUUGAGUUUAAGCAAGUGAGCAGCCAUCCAGUUGGAAAUCGUAGAGAGACACGAGACAAGAUGGGUGGAGAGAGAUCAGCAGAGGACAGAUAGAUUUGCGUGUCAUCCGCAUAGAAAUGAUAACGGAAGUCAUAGGAGCUGAUUAGUUUACCAAGAGAAGAGUAGGGGACCAAGGACAGAACCUUGGGGGACGCCAACAGAGUGUUGUUGGGGGGAAGAGGCAGAGCCAGAGAGAGAAACACUGAAAGAGAGCUGGGAGAGGUAGGAAGAACACCAGGAGAGAGCAGUAUCCCGUAGACCAAAAUUACAGAGAAUGCGAAGAAGCUGUUGAUGAUCAACAGUGUCAAAGGCAGCAAAAAGAAUUAGGAUAGAGCAAUGGCCAUGAGAUUUAGAAGCAAUUAAAUCGUUGGAUACUUUGGUCACAGCCGUUUCGACAGAAUGACCAGCACAGUAUCCAGACUGAAGGGGGUCAAGCAGAGAGUUGGAUUCAAGAAAGUCAGUCAAUCUGGUGUACACAACUCUCUCGAGGAGGCAAAUGGCAGUAACAAGAUAGGGCGGUAGUUGGAUGGGGAGUUGGGGUCAAGGCUAGGCUUUUUCAGAAUCGGGGUUAUAGUUGCAUGUUUGAAGGGUGAGGGAAAUGUGCCAGAGGAAAGGGAGAGAUUAAAAACUUUAGAGAGAGGGAGACAAAGUGCGGACGAGAUACGAGGGAACAGGUGGUGGGGCUGGAGGAUCGGAGCCGAGCAGAAACCUCUUCUGCUGUAGCAGGUGCGAAUGAGUGUAUUAUUGUGGAGGGAGUGGGGUAGGGUGAUGUAUUGGUAGAGGAAGGAGAGAAAUUUGCGAUCUCUUCUCUGAUUGUAGAGAUCUUCUCAGUGAAGUGAGAUGCAAAGUUUGUGAUUCAGAAAGAGGGGGAAGUAAAAGGGCGAAGAAGAGCAUCAAAAGUGUGAAAUAGGUGUUUUGGUUGAUGGGACAGUGUACUUAUGAGGGUGUUUAAAGUAAUUUUACUUUUGCAGCAGAGAGAGCCAGGCUGUAGGAGCGUAGAAUAAAUUUAUAGUGGAGGAAGUCAGAUGCAAAGUGAGACUUUCUCCAGCAGCGUUCAGUAGUUUUAGAACAUUUUUGGAGAUAACGGGUCAGCUUGGUGUGCUAUGGUUGUAAUUGGGGGGCGCUUACUGCGUUUAAUUGUAGGAGGUGUCAUGAUGUCGAGUCGAGAAGAGAGUUGAGUUGUAGAGUGAGGUUGCAGAGUUAGGGCAAGUUAGAUUUGAGAUGGGUAAAAUAAAUACAUCUCAGUACUCUAGUCUCUACUGAGCUCCAAUAGCCUCUCUAUGUCUACUGGGGAAAAUAAUUACUGUGAUGUUUUUAGACAUUGACAUACAGCCUUUUUAAAGGGUCUACAUGGUUUAUUAAAGGAGCUAUAGAGAAUAUGUUUGCGUUGAGUUGUAUACACAAUACUGACUUUUUGAGAGGAGGAAGUUCCUAUAUAGAGUUCUAUACACAAUGCUGAUAGGUAGAACAGCUAUAGUUUUUUUCUAAGUGUCCGCUUCAGCAUGGGACCAAACGUAUAUAAAAAAAAAAAAAAGUUUUAUUCAUCCUACGUCUGUGCUAUGCUGCAACCCUAGAAUUUCUUCCUUCUUCAAAUAUACGAAUAGCACUGAGCUAUUAUUCUCGUAGGUAGUAAUGCAGGUGUUUGCACACCUCCAUGAGGGAUUUAGUGUGAUAUUUCUUGCUGCAGGGGCUGGUUACUAUCAUCUCCUGGGGGAAGACUUUACUACGGACUGGUCACACCCUGUCUUUCACAUGGCUAUUAAUAUAAAUGUGACUCUUACUGUCUGUGUAUUCCAAAUCAUACUAUCACUGUGUGUAUAUAAAUGUCUAAAACAUAAUGCCUGUCUUUACUCAUUUGCAUAUCAAACUGGGAACUUUUGGGAUAGUUGUGGAAACCUGAUUCUGCAGGUUUCUGUGCACAAGGAGAACUUUUCAAAGUCGAACAUGAGAUACGCAGGUGAUCCAUAACAAUUUUAUAUUAUAUUUCUUUGUUGUUUACAUUUCUCCUCCACAAUCUGCUCUGAACUUAUAUAAUAAUUUCACUGGGAAGUAGAAACUCACCCCUGGUGACUGUCAUGGACUCUAAGGGCUUGCUGUGGUGAAUAACUUUUCAUUUCUGGCUAGUAGUGUAGGACUUGGUGUGUGUGUGUCUAAAUUGUUCCAUGGAUUAAUUUGGCUUGGCUUGGCUUGUAUUGGUUUGCAUUGCAAUGUAAGGUAAGUAUUUAAUUAUGUCUAUGAGAGUAGGUAAGGACAAAAUUAAGUAAAUUUGUUUCUGUGUGAUUCAUGCACGCUUAUUCUGUUCACAUACUACAUACUAUGAUGUUUGUCACAUGCUCUUUGGCUCACACUUACAUCAUAUGGUGGGUGGCUGAUUGUAUUUUGUACAAGUAACAACUGGGAGCGGUUUCCAUGGUGAGUGUUUUACAGUGUAAUUUACAUUUCCUACCUCAAUUCGAUGACUUCUAUGACUACAAUAAUUGGAACAUUAAAGUUACAUCCAAAUGUUGAUGUAUCUAUCAUUGCGGAAUAUUUUAACCCAGUAUAAAUAAAGCAUAUUACAAAAAUUGAUUCAUAAAAAAAAUACAGUAGGCUCUGAGAGUCCGUUCUGCAGAUUUAAUAACAGAUUAAUUUCACAGCUGGCCUGUGUUGAGAGCCAGUGCAUUUCGCAGCUGAUCAUGUUAUGAGAUACCAGUGUGUGAUUUUAAAGCGAUACAGUAAUACUUAAUUGCAAUGAAUAGGUAUUAUGUGAAAAACAAACUUAAUAGAACACGACACGUCCCAUAAUAAAUAUAGAAAUGAAGUUAAGACAGGGGUCCCCUGGUGCCUCCUUACCUUUUAGGGGUUAAACUGUUCAUGAACUGUUUAACACCUAAGUUGGCUCUCCAGCACUGUUCCUUCAUGAAGCCGUCCACAUCCUCUUUCUCUAAACAGUGGCUCCCCAUUCAUAAAACAGGUACAUACCCUUUUUUUAUUUUUAUUUUUUUGAAUAGAGAGCUACUGAUUGGCUUAGAGCACCGGUGGCAGAGCAAACAUUUACAAUAUAAAAACAGAGAACAUUGGAGAAGAAGCAGUUAUAAUUAAUAUACUAUAUUAAUACAUGAACUUUAUAAUACAAAUAACAUUUGUAUUUUUCAACUCUGUAAAUCUGUAAUAUUGUAAACUCAUAGAGGAAGUUCAUCUUAAUGUUCUUUUAACCCUUUAAGGACCAUACUUCUGGAAUAAAAGGGAAUCAUGACAUGCCACACAUGUCAUGUGUCCUUAAGGGGUUAAAGGACCAUUAUAGUCACCCAGACCACUUCAGCUCAAUGACGUGGUCUGGGUACCAGGUCCCCUUGGUUUUAACCCUUCACAUGUAAACAUAGCAGUUUCAGAGAAAUUGCUAUGUUCUCAUCGAGGGUUAAUCCAGCCUCUAGUGGCUGUCUACCUGACAGCCACUAGAGGCCGCUUCCGCGAUUCUCACUGUGAAAAUCACAUGGAGAGGACACAGACGUCCAUAGGAAAGCAUUGAGUAAUGCUUUCCUAUGGACGGUUUGAAUGCGCGCGUGGCUCUUGCCGCGCAUGCGCAUUUGGCGCGGACAUCGGCAGGGGGAGGAGAGGUCACCAGUGCCAAGGGAGCCCGGCGAUGGAUUAAGGUAAGUGGCUGUAGGGGUUUUAACCCCUCGGGUCAAGAGGGUGGGGGGACCUAAUAACCCUAUAGUGCCAGGAAAACGAGUUUGUUUUCUUGACACUAUAGUGCUCCUUUAAGAUUUCAGGUCUUAACUGAAGCCUCUGAUGUCCACAUACUUGUCAUAAAAUCUAUAUGCUAUUCUGCAUUUCCUAGUUUUGAAAAACAUAGAAAAUAAUUAAAUGGACACUUUAGACCCUAACUGCUUUCUCAUUGACGUUUUUAAGGUGCCUUGAGUCCUACUUUACGGUUUAUGAUCAGUUUACCUCUGAGUUAGGUUCCUCAAGCUUAGCUUAAUGAGUGCCAUCUAAAGCUUCAUACUUGAGCUUCUAGCACCCUGAGCUACCUCACUCCUGACAAUACAACUGCUUUUGCUAUGGUGCUUGGAGUGUUCCAUUAAAAACACAAUUCAUUUCGGCUUUGAAAAGUUUAAAAUCAGUUAAAGGUACCUGUCAUGACAAACACAACUAACUUCAUCUUAAUUUCAUCUAUAUAUUGUUACUCUUGCAGAAUUACUAGCAGGUGUCUAGAUUUCUCUAAAAUCAGAGAUUGAAAAGUAGCCAUUUUCCCCCUUUUGUAAGUUAAUUCAGGCGGUGCCAAUCGGCCCAGAGAUACGAAGGAGGUGCUCUCCAUGUCUGUUAUCAGGGAAAUUCUCUUGUUUGGAUCAUCAUGCUUGCAUUCAUCUGAAGUGAAUGCAAUGCCUGCAAGUGGAAGGAGGGGCAGGCUCUGUGUGAGAGCAGCAGCAGCAGCACGGUGAGAGAGACACAGAAUGAUUUAUUGCAGGAUAUUUGUCCAGUUGAUCUAAGAAUGGAGAGUGAAAGAAAACAGAUACUUUUAAACUUGUUCUGGAGAAGCAAAUCUGUGCUUCCUAUACAAGGGUACAAAGGAGGUGUGUCUUACAGCAAAGGUAACACCUACUGAAAACAUGAUUGAUUGCUCUCCACAAUUAAGUUAAAAUAUGGGCUUUUAAUGCUAUUAAGGGAAGAAACACUUAAUUGUAUUAUGAGUCAAGCCAAACAUCUAUCAUGACAUGUAUACUUUAAACUCACCUUGAUAUCGCCAGGAGAGUCUGCUUUCUGCAGCUACCACCUGCCUCUGAUUAGUAUUGGGACAAACCAUGCAUGCGCAAAGCAUUCUGAAUGUCAUAUCCUGAUUCUACAGUCCUGAUUCUACAGAAGGAAGGUGUCCGAGAACAUGGUGAAUAAUGAGACCUUGUCAGGUUGACUGGUAUAGAAGCACAUGUGUUUUAUACUCCCCUGUAAAUUGUACCUAGUAACUGAUUCAGUACUUUUUGCUGAGGUGAGUAAGAUUAUAAUGGGGACCAAAAUGCUAGUGAAAGUUUAUUUUCAAAUAAAACCCAUCCUCUCUAUGUUAUACAUUAUUCCUGUUUUGUGCAGACAUUGCUUAUAUUCUAAAAGGGGAAAAAAAGCUUGUUCUUGUUAUUUGUGUUAUUUUUAAAUUUAUUUUAAAUGCGUUGUUUGCAUAUUCUUUAUUUUAUGUGAUGGUAUUUGAUACAGAUUAAGUCCAUCACCUGUGAGGAAUCAUGGACUUUCCUGCAUAUCCAAUCUUGCUGCAUUUGUGUUUUGUUUUUGUUGUUUUUUUGUGUUAAACCAUGUUGUUUUGGAUGUUGUAAAAUCCCCGGUAACUAAAAAGGAAAAUAGGAGGAACAUGACGUGAAUACGUGAAUUUGUUUACUUGGCUUAUUUUUAAUCUCGCUCCUUCACGCAUUGGAUUAGAAAAUAGGGGUCAGUUCUGGUCUGACGUUUUUCAGGGAUAUCAGGACUGUCCAUUUUUGUAGUGUAUUGAAAUUAACAUAAUUCUCUACCAACCGUUAAUGUGUUUAGAGACUGUGGAUAAUCAUAGUGUCUGAAAGAAUCCUGUCUGGCCAGUUGAUGGAUUGCGUCUAAUGGACAUACCUUAUUUAUUUGUAUAUCUUGUUUGACGACCUAAGGAGUCUAGAAAUGUUACUUUUUUUUUUUUUUAAUGAGCAGAACUCUGAAUGCUCACUUGCUCCCCCACUAUUUUCUCAGCAGUUAGAGCUGGCAGAUUGGUCAGAAAACAAAAUGUGCAUUAAAAUAUUUGCAAUCUGCUCCUUGUUGUUUGUGCUAUGCUCAAUGCGGCCUCUGAACGUGGGGGAGGGAGAAUAUCUGCUCAGAUAGAUAAGGCAAGGAUUGCAGUUCCCCUUGCUGUUCACUCUUCUUAUCACAUGCAGAAAUAAGCUGGCAACCAAACAGAGGAAAAAUGGUUAUUUUACAGAAUUUCUGCCCAUAUGGUAUAAUUCCUGCUCGUAUUAACCAACAAGAUGGACACUGAGGAGGGAAAUAGUGUUGGAUCACUUUAAAGACUAUUAUGGAAAUACUGAUAGGAUAAGGUAUAUAUUUACUAAACUUAAUGGUAAUUCUGUAAAAACAAGUUACCUUGUUGUAUCAAAGAUUAUUUUUCGUAAGGGAGUUUCACAGCUAAACAUUACCAUUCAUUACUAUUACAGGAUGGGGAAACCAUUCGCAGUGCAUUUUUCAAUGCAGCUUCUUGGUUAGUAAGUUAUCACAGCCAUGUUCAACUAAAAAUUCCUUCCUCCCAGAAUGUUAAAAACAUUCUUAUUUUCUAAUACCAUUGUUUCUCUAAGUAUGUGGAACUUUUGUAUGUUUGUAAUUCUUGUUAGUGCUGCUUUAAAUAAGUGACUUCCAUUUUGUCUUUUUUCCCAAUUGUACAGCGCUGCGGAAUUUGUUGACGCUUUAUAAAUGCCAGUAAUAAAUAAAUAAAUACCUGUCUCCCCCACCCCCAUGACAAACGUCAAAAACAUCAUUAGAAUUUCAACUUAAUUCAUUACAAUCACAAGAUAUACGUUAAACAAAGCACUACUUUCCCUCACGUAGGAUCUCUGGCAUGUAGAGGAGUUCACCAGUGAUGUGAGCACCUGGAAUAUGAAGCCUCGGGAUAUGUUUGGUCUGAGGAAAACCAUACCUCCCCAUCUUUCUCUAGCUCAAUCAUCCCAAAACAAAUUUAUUAUUAUUAUUAUUGCAAUUUAUAUAGCGUUAACAGAUUCCAUAGCACUUUACAAUAUUAUGAGAGGGGGGGAAUUUUACUAUAAAUAGGACAAUUAUAAGAAAACUUACAGGAACGAUAUGUUGAAGAGGACCCUGCUAAAACGAGCUUACAGUCUAUAGAAGGUGGGGUAUAAAAGACAUUACAAUAGGAAAUAGCAAUCGGAGUGGAGAGAGUAAAGUGCUGUCCUUCAGGAGAGCGCAAGAGAGAGAGAUGUGAGGUAGCGGUUACUCUCGGAGACCAUAAGCGAUGGGUUUUAAGCCACUUUUUAAACCAUUGAAGACUAGGGGAGAAUCUGAUGGCGAUAGGGAGGCUAUUCCAUAAAAGAGAGCCGCCCGCGAGAAGUCCUGCAAGCAUAUGUUGGCCAUACGGUAGGAGCAGCGGACAGGAGAAAAUCACGGGCAGAGCGGAGUGACCGAGAAGGGCCAUAGAAUUGGUCAAUGCGUUAUAGGUAUGGGUCAGCACUUUGAAUUGACACCUAUAGGAUACAGGAAGCCAAUGUAAGGACUGACAGAGGUGGGAGAGGACCAACUAGGGAAGAAAAUCAGUCUGGCGGCAGCAUUCAUAUCAGACUGUAGCAGGGCAAUACGGCUUUUGGGAAGACCAAUUAGGAGAGGGUUACAAUAAUCCAUGAGGGAAAUUACUAGCACAUGGACAAGCUAUAUAUUUGCUUGUGAUUGGACCAUUUCAGUGGCUGAGUGCAUGUGUGCCCUCUAAACUGGUGAGGAAGCAAAUUUAUUUAUAAACAAACGUAACCAGCAUGAGAGAGUCAAAGGGAGCACACAAAAGGAGGUAGGAGUGAGCAAAUUGCGAUUAAAAAAAAUAAAAUGAUAUAUAUUGUUUCUUUUCUUUUACUAAAAUACAUUGUGCAUUCAUCUUUCUGUGUUCCAGGGAGCCUGGACUCCAUGUUGUCAGACUAUGAUGUCAUAUCAAUGUCUGGCAUCCAGCAGCACUCGCUGCGAAAGCGGGACUUGGAACCAGAAUCACACGUAGAGCGCAUGCUGAGCUUCUCUGCUCUGCACAGGUAACUGACUCUCUAUUUUAAUACUACUUUUUAUUGUGGCCUUACAACCUCUGAAAAUGUUAUGUCAAUAAUGCACGAAAAUAAGUGUAAUGUUUAGAAUUAAAAAAAAAAAAGUCAAUUUUCUGUAAUGGGGGUACUUUAACAAGUAAAAAGGAGAGCACUCCUACGGGGGAAAUCGAAGAUGGGGAGCACUCAUAAAGAGGAAAAGUACCAAAAGAAGGGAAGAGUGCAUAAAGAGACAUCUCUUUUUUUGAUAGAACAAAGAGACGUGUACAUAUGGGAAAUAAAACAAAGUUGGGAAAUGUGCACAAAGAGGUGAUAGAACAAAGAGGAACAUUCAUAAAGAGGAACUAAAAGGAAGGGACGGGUGCAUAAAGGGAAAAUAGAGAAAAGAAGAAUAGUGUGCGUGUAAUGAGGAACUAGAACAAAUAAGAGUGUAUCAUGUGGAGUAUUAGAGACAAAGGAAAUGGUAGGAGAAGAGACAGUGUAGGAUGCAUGCAGAGCGAAGAAGAGAAAAAUAAAGGAUAGAAACUAAAGGACAUGGGGGGGUCUAGUUUAAAUAGGAGAGGAACAGAAAAAAAGGUCUAAAUAAAAGAACAGGAGAAAUAAUAAGUGGCGUACAUACAAAGAAGGUGAGGAGAGAGAGAGAUGAUGGGAUACACCUACAGGAUAGCAUUCCUAGUAAGGAUUCUAGAAGCAAUAUGACAUCAAUGACUGAGAGUGGCAAAAAAGGAGAGAUCGGACAUAAAGUGAUGAUUCGGAGUACCUACCAGUGAGAGUGGCAGUACUGCUUGUGUUCUCACACUUGUAUUUUAUGAGUUGAUACCCUGUUAUUCUCAGAAUGUGUACGUGGCAUAAUCCCUUCAGUUUACUAUUAAAAUAUGGUCUAUACAGCUUUAUCAAAAUCUGUAGACAAAAUACAUAGAAUCUCCUCUUUGUUUGAUUUAGUAGGAUGUGCAUCUUGGGGGGGAGGGGCACAGUAGCUUCUUUUCACCUCACCUGCACUGGAAGCUGAUUUUUCUACAUUUCGAUUUAAUUAUUAUUUUUUCUCCAGGCAUUUUAAACUGUAUUUGACAUCAAGCGCAGACCAUUUAUCACAAAACCUGAAAGCCAUCGUGUUGGACGGGGACAGCAAGGAGACAGAGUACCAAGUCAAGAAAUCUGACUUCUUCACAGGGCAUGUUGUGGGUUAGUAUCCAUAUCAUACCGCUCUACUCUCUCUAUGUUGGGCACAGACCCCUCUGUCCCUCUUUACUUUCCUCUGUUCUAGGAGCUCCGUAUUGUUUGUGUGUCCGUGUAUAACAGGAGCAAUAACACUCACAGUAAUGUCUUUAAAGUACACUAGACAUGUUUAGAAACCUGUCUGUCUGUGCAAAUAUGAUGCAUUGUUCUUGUUCUAAAUUACAUUUAGCUGCAGAACUUUCAUUGUCUGAGGGUGUCCACGGAUGAACGUCAACCAAUGAAUGUCCCUCUCUGCAAAGAAUAUGCAAAGAUUUGAGAUUAGCCAGCCUGGAACUGAGUCAUGACAUACAAGUGUCUCUGCCAGAGAUGGCGUUACACCUCUGGCAGCAGUAUAAAAUAUGUCCGUAUGUGCGGGGUUUUAUAUUGAAAAGCUCUAAAUACAGACUCCAAGUUUCAUGAACUUACCUGUGCCUGGUGCUCGAGCUGCUCCCCUCCUCGGGCCAUGUGGGCAGAACGCACUGCGUGGCUGCAUUACCUCAGGCUGCGUGGCCCGAAUGCUCCACGUGGCGACGCGGCCUGAAUAGAUAUUGCUUACCUUUGGUCCUGCGAAUGGCUCCCUCUGCUGGUUCGCGGGACAAACUGCAGCCACUAUAACUAAAAUAUUAAGCCAUGACCACAUCAUCUUGGCAACCUAAUGACCACAAGGGACCACAUCAUCUAGGCAACCUAAUGACCACAAUGGACCAUAUCAUCUAGGCAACCUAAUGACCACAAGGAACCACAUCAUCUAGGCAACCUAAAGGGGUUGCAGAGAUAACGUGGACCAAUGGGAAUUCUUUUGAGUCUAUUUAGGGCUUGUUUUAGCCUCCAUUCGUUGCCCUAUCAAGGUUUCUUGUUAGAUCCUCGUUUAGUGCUCCUAGAGAUUCCAUUGUGAUUUCCUGUGUUUGAUCUCGGCUUCAUAUUUGACUUGUAAUUUCUGGUAUCCUGGCUUCUUUUGACUUUUGAUUUCUGGUAUCCUGGCUUCGUAUUUGACUUUUGAUUUCUGGUAUCCUGGCUUCGUAUUUGACUUGUGAUUUCUGGUAUCCUGGCUUCGUAUUUGACUUGUGAUUUCUGGUAUCCUGGCUUCAUAUUUGACUUGUGAUUUCUGGUAUCCUGACCCGGCUUUGUCUUGCCCUCGUGUAUUUCUGUAUGCCUGACCUUGAUUUUUUUUUUUUUAAUGAUUCUCGCUAAUUUAAUACGUUAAGUAUGGCUAUUCUAAGGUUCGGUAAUACGUCUUUCGGAUCCACCUUUUGUGGGUUUCCUAUUUUCUGCGUGUUGGGGUACAACUCCCUUGACACUCCAAGCACCAUUACUACUUCAAAUAAUUAAAGUAGUCAUGAUACUUGAGAGUAACCCUUUAAGGAAAGCUGUUCAAUGUGAGUACAUAGAUUUGCAGAAUGGCAAUGGGAUUGAGGUUUUCUGAACUUGCUGUGAAAAGGUGCAUGUUAUAUCUGCAGACCCGUUCAGUUAACUUGGAUUAUUAUGUUGUUAUUUAUAUAGUGCCAACAAAUUCUGCAGCGCUUUACAGUGAGUGGACAAACAAACAUGUAGUUGUAACCAAACCAGUUGGACACACAGGAACAUAGGGGUUGCUUAAUGAGCUUACAUGCUAGAGGGAGUGGGGUAAAGUGACACAAAAGGUAAGGAUAUUAUUAGACUAAUGACAGUUGUAAAAGGGGAAUCAGUCAGGAGCUACUAACAGUUUAAUUGAUACACUUUUAUGAAGAAGUGGGUUUUCAACGAUUUUUUUGAAGGAGUGGAGACUGGGUGAGCACCUAACGGAGGAGGGAAGCGAGUUCCACAGGAAUGGUGCUGCCCUCGAGAAAUCUUGAAGGCGAGCAUCAGAUGUCGGAGUACGGACAGAAGAUAGACGUAAGUCUUCAGCAGAGCGUAAAGGCCUAGACGGGACAUACUUGUAUAUUAGGGAGGAUAGAUAGGUGGGAGCAGCAUUAUGUAGAGAUUUGAAAGAAAGAACCAGAUUUUUACAGGAAGCCAAUGUAGGGACUGAAGGGUGAGGCGUGGGAGGUGCGGGCGAACAGGCAGAUGAGCCUCACCGCUGCAUUCAUUAUGGACCGAAAUGGCGCAAGUUGGGAGCAUAUAAGACCACUGAGAAGCAGAUUAAGUAGUCAAGGCGAGAAAGGACAGUGGAAUGGACUAGCAACUUAGUCGCAUCUGGCGUUAAGUAGGGGCGGAUGCGUGUAAUGUUUUUGAGAUGGAAGCGGCAGGAUAUGGCGAUAGACUGAACAUGAGGCGUGAAGGAGAGGUCGGAGUCAAAGAGAACAUCUGGGCAGCCAUCCAGUUAGAAAUAGCAGAGAGGCAGUCAGAGACACUAGUCAAGAGAUCAGGAGAGUACAGAUAGAUUUGCGUGUCAUCCGCAUAGAAAUGAUAUUGGAAGCCAAAGGGGAGGCAGUAUAGAUAGUCAUAUCUUGUAGACCGAUCUUGCGGAGGAUGAGAAGAAGCUGUUGAUGAUCAACAGUGUCAAAAGCCGCAGAAAGGUCAAGGAGAAUUAGUAUAGAGUAGUGACCACGAGAUUUUGCAGCGAGUAGAUCAUUGGAUACUUUGGUCAGUGCCGUUUCCACAGAGUGCCCAGCACGGAAACCAGACUGAAGUGGGUCUAGCAGAGAGUUGGACUCGAGGAAGUCUGUCAAUCUCUCAUACACAAAUCUUUCAAGGAUCUUGGACGCAAAAGGCAGUAGCGAGAUAGGACUGUAGUUGGAUGGGGAGUUAGGGUCAAGGUUGGGCUUCUUCAGAAUUGGGGUUAUAGUUGCAUGUUUAAAGGGCGAUGGAAAUAUGCCAGAGGAGAGAGGGAGAUUGAGAAUUUUAGUGAGAGGUAGAGAAAGAGAACAAGACAGAGUACGGAUGAGAUGCGAGGGAAUUGGAUCUAGGGAGCGGGUGGUGGGGCGGGAGGACUUCUUGACUCCAUAAUGACAAUCAGAUUUGUCAUUGGAUCAUUAUUCUGUCUACAUACAUAUCAAUUAUAUCCUUUAAUAUUCUCCUUAUGCAUUAAGGCACCCAAGCCUUUUUUUAUAUUUAUCUAUAGAAUCUGAUUACACAGCCUCUUACUGUUAAGAACCCUUUCCUCUGCUGUAAGUAAAAACGCCUUUCUUUCAGUCUCAAUUGGUGACCUCUUGUCUGCUGUAUAUUUCUAAUGAACAGGUUAGCACAUAGUGGUUUGUACGGACCUUGUAUAUAUUUGUAUAGUGCCAUCACAUUCCCUCUGAGGAUGUCUUUUUUCUAAAGAAGAAAAUUUCAGGUUUUUUGUUUUUUUUAAAGCAUUUCGUCAUAACUAAUGUAUUCUUUUUUUAAAUUUUUUUUAAUUUUUUUACGGGUGCCCAAAAUUUUACUGCAUAUUGAAGGUGGGAUCUUACCAUUGUAAUUGUUUCCAAGUCCUUUUCAUUUACUGUUAUCCCUAACCCUACCAAAUUUAAUGUAUAAGUGGCUUGUGGGUUCCUUAUUCCAAAAUGCAUGACUUUUCUUUUACCUGUAUUGAAUCUCAUCUACCACUUGCCUGCCUUUCCCCCAAUGCCUCCAAAUCCCUCUGUAGGGAAGCUCUAUCCUGUUCAUACUGUAUUUUCUUACAUAGUAUUGUCUUGUUGUAGAUAAUUUACUGCAAACCAAUUAGUUUGAAUGACUAUCUGUUCCUGUCCAAAUUAAAGAUAAUAAAGUUGCGUGCACGCAGAAGUAAAUUCACACUGAGACACAGAGUUCAGGUUAAUGAAAGAACUUCGGAGAAGUUUAAUGGCUUUUGACAGAAAAUGGGUGCGCAGACCCUUUUAAAGGCAUUAUUACAUCACUGAAGAAUUCAAGAUAACAGCAAAUAGACACUAUUGAUUGGUCCAGGUGUUAAGUGGUUAGUUAGAUACCCUCCUAUCAAGAGGUGAUGUCAUCCUUGACACGGGAGUGGACACAAGAUGUAGGCCAUCUUGUUAGCACGAGGUGUUCACUCGAUGGGAGGGGUGCUUUGGCAGCCAUUUUGAGUAGUUAGUAUUGUUAGCUUCAAGGUUCUUUUAGUAAAUACACAUUUUAUUAUUCAGCACAUUUCCUCCUGACAAAGCAUUAGCUUAGAUAAUUUCAAGAAUUCUAUAAUUCUACAACAGUCUCAUCUGCAAACACACGUGACUUUUUUUUUUUUUAAAUAAAUUUUUCUUUAUUUUCAAGAGUAUAAAGUCAUGGGGUACAGAAGAAAGAAGGAGGAACAUUUAAAUGUACCAUAGUGGGGUAUGGAAAUACAUUAGCACAUAGCUAUACACCAAUAUUACUUCUGCUCGUCAUAUUCGGUUGCUGGGGCAACUGUCAAUGCGGGAUUCCGGAGCACCGGAUUUGGUUCUACGGUGCCAGGUAUUUGCAGCUCAGCUCGUUUCAGCUACAAUGGUGUAUUUACUAUGGCGUGGACUUCCUAUAGGGUAGUGAACCUGGGUGGGUGGAGGGUUAGGGGGGACGGGUAGGGAGGGGGGUGGAGGGGGUGUUGUCCUGCCUAGUGAAGCUAAAUUCGAUCCUUGUGGGUACUCCUAUGGUCUUAUUGUGACAGUCCUAGUCUAUGCAGGGGUGUUCGCCCUUUGGUUAGGGGGUUAUGGGUGGGGGCGUCCCUAGGGGGCUCCUCCAAAAAUCUAUCCAGGGUUCCCAUAUUUUAAGGUAUCUGUGCCGUCUUCCUAGCACAGACCAGUGUAUCUCUUCCAUUUCUCUCGUGCAUUCAAUUCGUCGUACCCACUGCUCCCUAGACGGUACGCUGGGUCGGCGCCAAUGCGUUGGCACUAGAGCGUUGGCUUCCCCAAGCAGAAUCUGUAGGAGUUGUUGUUUGUGCGGCUCCUUAAAGGAGCGAGGCCAGCCCAGUAGGACCUGUGAUGGGGACAGACGGACUCGCAAUGCGAGAAUUUCCGCUAUGUCCUUCAGUAUGUGUUGCCAGAAUGGUUUUAUGCUCGGGCAGCUCCACCAGAUGUGUUCCAUGUCUCCUUGACCCCCAGAACAUCGCCAGCAUGUAUCGCUAAUGGUGGGCCAGAAUGUGUGGAGUGUAGCUGGUGUUCUGUACCAUCUAGUGAUUCUUUUGUAGAAGGUCUCUUUACGGGCUACACUGAUAGGGGUUUUGAUCCCUGUUUCCAUAAUGUCUGUCCAGUCUCUGUCCGUCAUAUGUAUGUGUAAGUCUCUCAUCCAUUUCUGUUGGAAUGCGAGUAGUGUGUGCUCGGUUUUAGCUGUCUGAAUGAUGUUGUAUAUUUUGGAUAAGGUUCGUUUUGAGGUACUCUGUGGGUCACAUAGGUUUUCAAAGGGAGUAGUGUCUCUUGGACGCCAGAAUGGGAUUACUGACUUAUUUAAAAAAUUCUUAAGUUGUGUUCUGUCCAUGAUAUCAAGGAGUGUGUCCUGCCUGUUCUGUCUAGAGAGGGUUUUUAAUGUGGGCGGGUCCUCGGCUGUCAGAACCUCAGUGAUGGCUGGGUUUGGCGAACCUGUCAGCCUUACCAGGGUAGAGCUCCCCUUUCCUCUCUGGAAAUCUGGGUUACCUGCUAAAGGGAAAAACUUAGAUAGUCCCGGGGAUAGACCCCAUGUGUCUUUGUGCCGUCUCCAGAUUGUGAGGAUGUUGUGAGUGAGUGGGUGGUGCGUUGGGGAGAGUUCUUUGAUUUGACAAGUUUGCCAUGGUAAUGUAUGGAGUGGAGCCUGCAUAAAGCUCUGUUCCAAUUCAUACCAUGAUUUUUUCUUACUUGUGCUUGUCCACUCCUGUAUGCGGGUAAAUAGCACUGCCACAUAGUAUUUGUAUAUGUGGGGGAGACCCAGGCCCCCUCUGCCCGUGUGGGAUGUCAGUGUGCUAUAGGCUAUUCUGGCUGGUUUGUUGCCCCAGGUAUAGGUUGUAAAUAUGGUUCGCAUUUGUUUGAAAAAGUCCUUGGGUAGGGGGAGUGGUAGCGUUUGGAACAGGUAAAGUACUCUCGGUAGGAUCAUCAUUUUCAGAAUGUUGAUCCGACCCAUUAGGGAGAAGUAGGGAAGGUCCCACUUGUGAAGGUCUUGUUUAAUGCUGCUUAGCAGGGGGGGAUAGUUGAGUUUGUAUAGGCCUGUGGGCGAAGUGGUUAGCUUGAUUCCCAGGUAGGUUAGUCCAGUUCGAGUCCAAGGGAAGGUGUGCGUGCGUCGUAUCCGUGUUUGUAGGGAGGGGGGUACAGAAAUCCCCAUGAUUUCACAUUUGUCCGCAUUUAUCUUAAAAUUAGAUAAGGACCCAAAGGUUUUAAUCUCCGUUUGGAUCUGUGGGAGGGUAUUAAUUGGGUCCGUGAUCGUGAAGAGGACGUCGUCCGCAAACGCGGAUACCUUCGUCUCUCCCCUAGGGUACUGGAGCCCCCGUAUGUUAUUGUUGUUCCUGAUAGCCGUAAGGAAAGGUUCCAUGGCUAGGACAAAUAGGAGAGGGGAAAGGGGGCAUCCUUGGCGUGUGCCAUUAUUUAUCUGAAAGGGUGUGGAUAAGUGUCCGUUUACCUUAACGGUUGCGGACGGUCCCCUGUAUAGGGUUUGUAUCCAAUUCCUUAGUCUAGGGCCGGCCCCUAUAACCUCCAGGACUGUGAAGAGAUAGGACCAAUCCACCCUGUCGAAUGCCUUUUCCGCGUCUAUUGCCAUGAGCAGUGUCGGUGUGUUCGUAACAGUUGCCCCAUGUAUGACGUUUAGGAUUUUUGUGGUAUUGUCCCUAGCUUCGCGGCCAGGCACAAAGCCGGCCUGAUCAGGGUGGAUUAGUCCCGGCAAUAAGGGUUUGAGUCGAUUGGCGAUCAUUUUCGCCAUUAGUUUUAGGUCUAGGUUUAUCAAGGAAAUGGGUCUGUAGCUCCCGCACUGUGUGGGGUCUUUGCCCGGCUUGGGAAUGAUGGUGAUCGAUGCGCGGAGCAUCGGGGGAGGUAGUGGGUUGCCCUGGGCCAGUCCGUUUAGCGAUUUAAGAAAGUGGGGGAUUAGCUCCUGUGCAAGUGUUUGGUAGUAUCUCGCCGUCAAUCCGUCCGGGCCUGGGCUCUUACCUUUUGGUAGAGUCUUAAUGGCUAGUGAUAGUUCUGCUGGAGAAAAUGGCUCAUCAAGUGUGAGUGCUGUGUCGUUGGGAAUAGUGUGUGAGAGGUUUGAGGUGAUAUAUUCUCUCAGGUUGUUAGGUCGUUGACUUGGUGUAUCUAAAUUGUAAAGGUCUUCAUAGAAGGUACUAAAUGCUGUAGCUAUGUCGUCUGUGGUAUGGCACUGUUUCCCUUUUUUGUCAGUUAUUUUGUCAAUAAAGGACCUCUGAUGCUUAGCUUUUAGGGCUCGGGCCAAUAGUUUCCCGCUUUUAUUACCCUGGGUAUAAAAGGAGCCCCUGGUCAGCUGGACCGAUCUGUGUGCUUUAAGGGCUAGUAGUGAUCGCAUUUCUAUUCGGAGGGCCGUGAGUUUCUGGAAAUUCUCGGCAGUAGGGUCCUGUUUAUGCAGGGUUUCUGCGAGGUGUAUCUCCGUAGUAAGGGAAUUAAUGUUUUGUGUGCGUUCUUUCUUAAGUCUAGAUCCCCAUUUAAUUAGGGUGCCCCUCGCAGCUCCCUUGUGCGCUUCCCAGACCCAUUGGUGUGAUACCUCUCCUGUGUCAUUGUCUGUGAAGUAGUUGCCUAUUGUCUGUCGCAGGUCAUCCAUUACUCUCGGGUCAUCUAACAGGGUCUCGUUCAAUUGCCAGUGCGUGGUGCAUUUGGGAUCUCUCUGGAGGGUGACCGAUAUGAAUACUGGGGCAUGAUCCGACCAUGUGAUGUUGCCUAUAGAUGCUUCGCUUAGUAGCGGGAGGUGUCUGUGGCUGAGGAGAAACAUGUCUAUUCUGGAGUAGGUAUUUGCUACCUGGGAGUAAUAGGAGUAGUCCCUCUCUUGAGGGUGUAGUAUACGCCAGCAAUCUAUUAGUUGAUGGGCGUGGAGCACAUUGGAUAACAUAGUCCGCUGACGGUGUCGAGAAUCUUUAGUCUUAGAUGAACUAUCUAUGGAGUGGUCUAGUACCAUGUUCCAGUCUCCCGCUACAAUUACGGCUCCCUCAGCAAAACUGUCUAAUUUAGCAAGACAAGAGCGUAUAUAGGGGACUUGGUCCGAGUUUGGAGCGUAAAUACUCGCCAGUGUUGUGAGGACUCCAUUGUAUAUCCCCUUCACAAACACAAACCUACCUCUUGGGUCAGUUUUGAUUCCGAUCUCGGUAAAGGCUGCGGUGGAUGAGAUCAGGAUCGCUACACCCCUAGAUUUCUGUUUAAUAUUAUUGCUAUAGUAGGAUAUUUGAAUGCGUUUUGAUCUAAGUUUUGGUUUGAAUUCACCUCUAUAGUGGGUUUCUUGCAGAAAGACAAUAUCAGCACCUUUCCUGUCUAUUUCCUGUGCUAGCAUCGUUCUCUUCAUGGGGGAGUUUAGUCCCCGUACAUUCAAUGACAUGAGCUUAGUUUGGGCCAUGAUGUCAGGAUGUGCGAUCUCUUGUGUUAGCUUGGGACCCUAGGAGUACGCCAGCGACUGUAGCGUAUUUUGUGAGUAUGUAGGCAGGGGUGAUGUGGGCAGGGUAAACCGGGGGGGAGUUUAAACUUUGUACAAAAUGAUAUGAGAGUAUCAUAUCAGGAGUGAGAUUGGCGGUACACUUGUGGGUAACUUACUCGUUUCCACAAGUUGUGUCGGGGCGCCUCUCUGGGGGUGGUGACCAAGGUGGCCUGACCGAGGGCCGGCGGGGAUACCUUUAGGGUAAUUGAUCAUUUGAUGCUAUGCUCCCGCUCCUCUAACUAGAGAGGGAAUGGGGGAUGUGGUGUAGGUCUAUGUUCACCCUGUGGGUCAGGUCCCUGUAGGCCCUUUUAACUCAUUUAUGACCAUGUUUCUUGUGUCUAAGGCCAGAGGGGUCUGGUGUCGGCAAAUUCUACAUUCUAUAAACGUAACAUAACAAAACAAUGGCAAUAGGAGAGUAUAACAUCGCGAUCUUGUACACAUUUUAGUGCAAUAUCAAGGCACAGAAUGUUAAAGUUAAUGCAAAGGAUAUGCUUGCGUGGUCUUGCCGAUGCUCAGGUUGCUUUGUCUCUAGGCGAGGCAUGGACAUCAGUUCCUUUUUGGGUCGGCCUAUGUCUCUUCCUCGGGGUUCUCUGCCAUUUUGGACGAUGCUGCGACUGCUUUGGUGAGAUACCUGACAAGCCGGUCCAGUCCUCCACCUCGGAGGGUGGUAAGUUCAAACCCCUCUGGAAGUCAGGGAUGUCCGCUGGCGUAGUUAUGGUAUGAGUCUUGUCCUUAUAGAUCACUGUGAGAGCGAACGGGAAGCUCCACCGAAACUUGAUUUGUCUUUCCAUUAGAGCUUGUGUGAUGGGUCGUAAGGCCCUCCUUGCCUGUAGGGUGGAUGGUGAUAGGUCUUGGAACACGGUAACUUGGUGGCCGUCGACCGCUAGGUCUUUUGUUUGGCGGGCUUUGCGGAAGAUCUCCUCUUUCAGAGGGAAGUUAUGUAUUCUGCAGAUAAUGUCACGUGGCCUGUCUGGGGGUAGGUUUCUGGGCCUCGCUGCCCUGUGUGCUCUGUCGAACUGGAUGGCUGUUUCUGGGGGUCUGGUGAGGAUGUGGUUAAAAAAGGUUGUCAGGAUCUGUAUGGGGUUCUCUGUGGUGCCGUCUGGCGCCUCAGGUAUGCCUCUUACCCUGAGGUUGUUUCGCCUACCCCGGUUGUCAACAUCUUCUAGCCUUCUUUGUAGGUGUCUGAUGGCUUCAGAGUGUGUUUCUUGUGUAAUGUGGCAUUCAGCCCACUGUCUGUCAGCAUUGUCAUUCUCUUCUUCCAAUGCCUGUACUCUGUUGCCCAAUUGCUGCACAUCUGCGCUCACUGCCUGUAGUUUUUCACUAAAGCUGUCCUCUAGCCUUUGAAACAUGGCUGCAAGGUCAUUUUUGGAGGGCAGUUGGGUUAAAAUUGCCCUGAUAUCAGAUUCCUCCGCCGAGCAUUCUGAUGCUGAUGGGCUAGAUGGUUGGCUGCCUCGUGUGUUUCCCGCGGGCGCCAUUUUGCCGCGUCUUCGCGGGUCCUGUGGUUCUGUAAAGAAUCUUCGUAGAGAUGUUCUGGCAUCUGGGGAGGUUGUCGCUGGAGUGCUCCCCGCGUUACUGCGGUUUUUCUUGGUUGCCAUGUGUGCGGUCGGGUGCCGGGUAUCCCCUAUUGCUCUCGGUCAGGGACGGAGCUCGGGAUUCAUGCGUCCAUGUUCCUCGGAGUCUUGGCCACGCCCCCACACGUGACUUUCAGUGUCCCCUUGAAGAUCUUUAUAAUCCUAUUGUAUAAUUGCUUUUUUCUCAAUAUUUCAAAGGUCUGUCGAAUGUCCAAUUUCAGAAUAACCACUUUCUUUUUAUUUCUAUUUCUUUCUUUUAUUUUUUUUGGAGUGUUGCUUUUAAUAGCAAUUUUUUUUUUUUCAAUAUAUUUUUUAUUGAAAUUUCGUCUUCAAUGAUGCAGUUCGAACCAGUAAUACAGUUGUGAGUAGUACAUCAAGGUAGUACAAAAACAAGUACAACAUUAACGUUGGGGUACGGUUAGGAGUAUGUACAGUUAGGUAACAUAGAGCGGUCUGUAUAGUCGGUUAAACAAUCAUUGCUCAUAUCGCCAGCCUAACAUCUGGUCAGCCCGUGUUCACCUGGUGGUGGGUACUGGUAUGCUUCCCUAUGCUCUAUCGUUGGUUAUACAUAUGAUUACCGGUGGUGGUUAUAGGGUGAUAGAGGAUGUUUCUGACCUUGCAGCUCCACCUUACCUAUGCCGGUUAUAUAGUUCUAUCCAUGGUGACCAUGUUGUGCUAAACCUCUGUGCCGUUUUGGCGUCAGGAGCGGCCAUUUUUUCGUAGAUGUAGAAUUGGUGUAUUUUGUCCCGCAGUUGGGUUUUGUUUGGGCAAGUUGUGGAUUUCCAAUGUAGGGCCAGUAGGCUGCGGGCUGCUAGGGUGAUAAUGGCACACAGCUGUUUGUGCGAGUUUCGGAGUGUCGGGGGGAAUCUCAGGAGUAAAUAUAUGUCGGGUGUCUUUUGGAUAUCUGGGAUGUGGAGUGCUCUGAUCGUAUUGUGUACUUCUGUCCAUAGGGGCUGGAUGUUGGGGCACUCCCACCAGACAUGUAUAAGUGUGCCCUCCUCUGCGGAGCAUCUCCAACAUAGAGGAGUCGUGUUUGGGUAUAUUUUGUGGAGUUUGUGUGGGGUUAGGUACCAUCUGUACAUGAGUUUUCUGUGUGCUUCUAUGUGUGUGUAGCAUUUUGUCCAUUUAGAUAGGUCAUUCAGUACAUGCAGCCAGUCUUCGUCUGUGAGUUGGAUGGCACAGUCUAGUUCCCAUUGAGUUUUGCAGCGUGGUGGUAUUUUAGGUAUGGUGUCUUCCCACGCUUUAUAGCAUAGGGAAAUGGUUUUUGGUUUUGUGGGGUGUUUCCAGCACCUUUCUAUGAUUGCCUUUGUUGGUAGGGAUAUGUGAGCAUGGGUUGAAUUUUGGUUGCUUACAUGUGUUGUAAUGAUUCCCUUAAGUUGUAGGUAUGUAAAGAACGCGUCAUUGGGAAGUUCCCAUUUGUGUUGUAUGUCGGGGAAUGUCAUCAUUUUUUGGGAUUGAAGUAAUUGGUGUAUGUGUGUUAUUCCAGCCAACGACCACUUGUGUAAGCGUAUGUCUGGCGUGAUGGCCCUUAGGGCCAUCAGUGGUGCCUCUGCCUGGAAUUUAUUUUUGUCCCCUACUUUUUCUAGAAAUGUUGUCCAUAUUUGGAUAGUAUAUUUUGUUGUGGGUAAUAGAUCAGAUCUUAACGACCUCAAUUUUCUUGGUGUCCACAAGUGUGCUAGUGCCAAGUUGUUGCUAAACUGGGCUUUUUCCAUGUCCACCCAUUGUAUGAUCCCCUCAGUAGUAUGGAGCAGUAUCCCUGUUGCUAAGGCGGAUGCUUUAUAGUACAGAUCUAUGUUGGGUAAUCCCACACCACCAUGUUUUGAGUGUUGGUAUAGUAUCGCACUUGCGACGCGUUGCUUUUUGUGUUCCCAUAUGAACGCGUUACAUAUGGAUUGUAGUGUUCUUAUAAGUGUUUUUGGUGCUUGUAGAGGGAGCAUUCUGAAUAUAUACAGUAUUUUUGGGAGUAUCACCAUUUUAUACGCAUUUAUUCUGCCUAGCCAGGAGAUGUGUGUUUGCGACCAUUUGCGUGUUUCAUUCUUGCAUUGUUGUGGGAGUGUGAGGUAAUUUACUUUUAAUACUCCUGCUAUGGUGGGUGCAAUUUUUAUGCCAAGGUAAGUGAGUGAGGUUGUCCUCCAAUCGAAGAGGUAUUUGUCUUUGAGCACAGCUGUGGUGGAGGAGGUGAGUUUGAUGGGUAGUGCUUGCGUUUUGUCUUGGUUUAGACGGUAGUGUGAUAUGUCCCCGAACCUUUCCAAGGUCUCCAACAGGUGGGGCACUGAUGUUUGAGGGUUUUCUAGUGUGAUUAAGAUAUCGUCUGCAAAUAGCGCUAGUUUGUAUUCCUUGCCUAGGAUUUUGACGCCUUGUAUGCGUUCGUCAUUUCUUAUUUUUUGUGCUAGCGGUUCGAGGGAUAGUAUAUAUAGUAGGGGGGAUAGGGGGCAUCCCUGUCGUGUCCCAUUGGAUAUAUGGAAGGUGGCUGAGAGGAAGCCACCAUGGGCCACCUUGGCCGCCGGUUUCACAUAUAGCGCCAUGAUCCCUUUGAUAAAUUCGUCUGGGAAUCCGAAUUUUUGUAAUACUUUCUGCAUAUAGGCCCAAUUGAGUCGGUCGAAGGCCUUCUCCGCAUCAAGUGCCAGCAGGAGGCCUCCGGCCGACCCCCUCUCCAUGGUAGCUAGUAUGUUAAGGAUUUUUCGCGUGUUAUCGGAGCCUUGUCUCCCCUUGACGAACCCUGAUUGAUCGUUGUGUAUUAGUUCGCUUAUUAUGACCGUGAGCCUGUUACUUAGUAUUUUCGCGUAUAAUUUGGCAUCCCCAUUUAGAAGGGAGAUGGGUCUGAAGUUUUUGCAGGUGGUGGGUGGUUUGCCUGGUUUGGGUAAUGUCGAGAUGUGAGCUAACAGUAGUUCCUCUGGCAAGACUCCCGUGUCUAAACUGUGUUGGUAUAGGUUUAGGAGGUGGGGGAGUAGUAGUUUGGAGAAUUCUUUAUAAUAUCUAUUUGGUAGGCCAUCUGGUCCUGGGGAUUUGUGUGAUGGUAAGUCAGCUAUGGCUUUAGAUAUUUCUUCAUGGGAUAUUGGCUGUUUGAGUUGUUUUACUUUAUCUGAUGACAGGGAUGGGAGGUGAACAGUUGCUAAAAAAUUGUCAAUAUCUGCAAGCGUAGGGACUUUCGUUCCCCCGUCUUCACUCAGGUUAUACAGUUUGUGAUAAUAUGUGGAGAAUUCGUUUACAAUUUUGUUCGGAUCACUAACUUUCUGACCAGUAUUUGUGUUUAGGAAGGCAAUCCUGGAGGCGACUGAUCUUUGUUUGAGCUGUGAGGCUAGUUUUGCUCCUGCUCUGUUGCCAUAGGCAAAGUACCUGUGUUUGUAUUUUUGUAGCAGGUAUGUGGUUUUGGCCAGUUCAAAGUUUUGUAAUUUAGUGUGAGCUUGCAGGAGAGCUGUUUUGGUCAUGGCUGAUGGUGAGCAUUUGUUUCUAUGUGUUAGUGCCGUUAUUUCUUGGAUGAUUUCUAGGUAUUGAGCUUGGCGUACUUUUUUGGCUUGACUUGCGUGUUUUAUAAAACUACCCCUGAUCACCGCUUUGUGUGCUAACCAUACAGAAUUUGGCGAUGUGUCGGGGCGAACAUUUUCUGUGAAGUAGUUUUGGAGGUCUGUUCUGAUUUGGGAUACUAUGCUUGGAUCUUGGAGUAGGGAUUCGUUUAGUCUCCAGGCAGUGUGGCCAGGGGAGGGGUAUUGCUCAGAUAUGGUCAGAGUGAUGGGGGCAUGGUCUGACCAUGAUAUGAUACCAAUUUCUGCACUUAUCAUUCUCUCUAGUGAUGUGUUCUUUAUUAAAAAUCUGUCAAUUCUGGAAUAACUAUUGUGUGCAGCGGUAUAGCAUGUGUAAUCGAUUUCAGCUGGGUGGGAAAUUCUCCAUGGAUCUACAAAGUUAUGUGUCGUUAGUAUUCUGCGGAUGUUGGAGGUUUGUGUGUGUCUCUGUUUUGAAGUGGAUAUGGUUACCGUUCUCGCGGCUGAGGAGUCCAUAUUGAUGUCUAGGAGAAAGUUAGUGUCGCCUCCAAUGAUUACCUCCCCAAAGCUGUACAUUGACAGGAGAGAGAACAUGUUAGCUACAAAUACUUGUUGGUUUUCAUUAGGGCAAUAGACAUUUAUCAAUGUAUACGGUUGAUUGUUCAUACAACAUUGUAAUAUAAGGUAUCUACCUUUUUUGUCACUUAUUUUUCGUACAAGUUCAAAAACAACAUUCUUAUUGAUUAUUAUCGAUACCCCUCUUUUUUUUUUGUGGUAGCACGUGUGGUAGUCUACUGGAAACCACGCGGAGUUGAACCUGGGUUUGGAUCUCCACUGAAAGUGGGUUUCCUGAAAAAAUGCCACCUGUGCUCCUUGUUUCUUGGCCUCCUGGAGGGCCAAUCUACGUUUGUUAGGCGAAUUUAAGCCUUUGGCGUUUAGCGAGAGAAAUUUUAGUGGCAUGGUACAGUUUUCCUUCACGUGUUAUGGUUUGAUCACCGACUAGUUCAGUUGGUGUGGUGGGACAAGCACAGGUUUGUUGGGAUGUUACCUAAACUGUGGGAUGGUGACCUGACGGUCAAUCGAGGGGGAUUGGGGGGGAAGUGAACUAUGUACAAUUGCCCGUCAGCCUCUCCGGCUUAGUGCAAAGGUAUGCAGACGGGUACGUGGGGGCCUACCUAGUAAGCCUUACGUGGGGGUCGGUGGUUUUUAAGUAGGUAAGUUGUGAUAACCAGUGUCCACCUCGUAUAGAAGGCGGAGAUUAGGGAAGAAGAGGUAAAGAAAAAGUGAGAAAGAAAAGUUACAAUAAUAAAAACAGGAACAUAUAAAAAGGAAGCAGGUAUAAAGCUAAAAUAGCAGUUAUACAGUUAACAGUGGUCUAACGCCCACCGUGGGCUCCUUUUUUUUAUUUAUUUAUUUAUUUAUUUUUCGUCAUUAUUGCGUCAGAGGUGUGCCAUAUAUAUCAGCACCUUCUUACAUGCAGUCAACCUGUUAAACAUGAAACCAAAUUAAGUAGUAAAGUUACGUGUCCAUGUGCGCAGAUGGAGAGGGUUUAGGGAUGAGGAUUUCUUCGGCUUUGAGGGGUUGUCGUGAUCCAUGGAACGUGUUGCCAGUCUCUCGUCACUUUACGGGGUGGUGGCAUGUCCGAAUUUCUUGGGUCAGUUGUUGGGACAGGAAUGUUCCAUUCAUCCAGAAUUUUCCUUCCUUCUUCUGGCGUCAGAAUUGCUCGAUCUAUUCCAUUUCUCUUGAUGAUUAGUUUUGUAGGGAAUCCCCAUUUAUACAAUAUGUUUGCGUUUCGGAGAGCCGUUGUUAUAGGUGCAAAUGUUCUUCUUUUAAACAUGGUGGCCGCUGAUAGGUCUAUGAACAACUUAAGGUCUGUGUAUCCGUCCGGAAGGGGUAUAUUCAGCCUGGCGGCCUGCAUUAUUUGAUCUUUGGCCGAGAAGUAGUGGAUUCUAGUGAUAACAUCUCGGGGAAUGGUAGCUGCCAGAUAUCGUGGUUUGGGCAAUCUGUGCGUUCUGUCAAGUCUUAGGUCGGCUUCAGUUAGCGUUGGGACCAUAGAUUUAAACAGCUUCUGUACAUAUUGUGGGAGGUCUUGUGGUCCCACAUUUUCGGAUAUUCCACGGAUCCUAAUGUUGUUCCUUCUAUCUCGGUCCUCAUUAUCUGCAAUCUUCCCCUCUAAGUAUUUGACCUUAUUUUCCAGCGCUACAUGCGCCUCUGCUAGGUCAUUGUGUGCUUCCAACAGGCCCUCUGUUUUUUCUUCCAAGUGUGCUGUCCUGUCCCCCAGUGCCUGGAUGUCAGUUCUUAUAUCAGAUGCCAUUUUUUGUAUAUCAGAGCAUAGGGCUGCUUUAAGCCUUUCUAGCAUUGUGCUUAUUGAUGCAUCUGUGGCAGGAGUCAUGUCUGUGCUUUGAAAGCUGUUUUGGCUGUCUCCUACCUCAGGUUCUAGUGUGGGGGAUCCUGUGUCUCUGACGCCAUCUUGGAUCUGCAGAGGGGUUGCUUGUUGCACAUUCAGGUGCGAUUCGAUCGUUUUUUGUUUCAUUUUUUUCGAUAUUUUUGUUGUCAUCUUGUUCUGUGUGAUGUUAGUGCCUGGUAGGGCCGUUUUUGGUGGCUGGUUUGCUGGGAAAUCACGCUGUUAAGCCCACGGUGUGGCGGAGCUCACCGCUUAUGCGACCUCUUCCAUGCGGUCCGAAGCCACGCCCCUUAAUAGCAAUUUUUUGUGUGUGUGUGUGUGUGUGUUUUCUUUUCUUUGAGAAGAAGGAAUUGCAAACCGUAAUAAUGGGAAGACGUGUAUAUGGGAGCAGUGGAUGCAGGCAGUACAAUUGUUGAAUAAUACUCACUCUGUGCUUCUUUUUAAAGGAGAGCACGAUUCAAAGGUUUUCGCUCACAUUGGAGACGGGGAUUUUACAGCACGGAUAACAACAGAUGGAGAAGAAUAUAACAUAGAGGUAUGCUCAAUUUGCAUAUUUGCAAGGAAAUAGAAAUCAUGGAAAAACAGUGUUAAACUUAAAGGAACGCUAUAGUCACUUUGUUUCUGUUUAUGCAGCCCUAGCCACACCUCCCCUGGUUAUGAUUGACAGAGCCUGCAUUAAAAAAAAACAACUGGUUUCACCUUCAAACAGAUGUAAUUUACCUUAAAUAAUUGUAUCUCAAUCUCUAAAUUGAACUUUAAUCCCAUACAGGAGGCUCUUGCAGGGUCUAGCAAGCUUUUAACAUAGCAGGAGAUAAGAAAAUCUUAAUUAAACAGAACUUGGAAUAAAGAAAGCCUAAAUAGGGCUCUCUUUACAGGAAGUGUUUAUGGAAGGCUGUGCAAGUCACAUGCAGGGAGGUAUGACUAGGGUUCAUAAACAAAGGGAUUUAACUCCUAAAUGGCAGAGGAUUGAGCAGUGAGGCUGCAGGGGCAUGUUCUAUACACCAAAACUGCUUCAUUAAGCUAAAGUUGUUCAGGUGACUAUAGUGUCCUUUUAAAAAAAAAAAAAAAAAAAGAUUUUCUGCUGAUGCAUUAGAACUAUUUUCACACAAAUUCUUUCAUCCAGUGCAAAACAAUCCCUCUCCCCCCGAACAAAAUGAUUUUUCUAAAUACAGAGUUCUCUGUGAUUUGGUUUUAUUUAUUCCCCCACCUAUCCCCCCCAUCCAUCUAAAUUGUAUGUAUUUGUGUACACAUUGAUGCUUUGUUUGUGUGUUCAUACAGGAAACACAAUAUCACAGUGUAAUUGUGAAUGUUACCCAUUCUGCAGGUCAUUGAAAAAUGCAGAAUUAGAUGAAACAUUACAUUUGUUUGCAUUAGCCAUUGUGUGUGUCUCUGAUGGCUAUUGACAGAUCAAUAGUGUACGGAACACUUAGAAAUGGGGCUAGGAGCCAGAAGAAUUGAAUGAUGGAUGGUAUGACAAUGGGAUUGAGAAAUCUGCUUGUCUUGCAGUGUACCAGCUACAGUGUGGAGAUCCAUCAUUUAGUUAGUUUUGUGUUUCCGCUUGCUCACUGUGUUCUCAUUUACAAGCUGCAGUAUUAGUCACUUGGUGAACUGUGUGAGCCAGUAAGGGGCGUUGAGGAAUGGAAAUUAAGCCCUGGUAAGGAAUGUAUCCCUACUCAUAGCUACAUAACCUAAGCAACCACGUAUAAGAACUUUAUCAAAUCUGUAUCAAAGGAAGAGGGGCUAAUAGGUGAGGGCCUCUAAAAAAAACAAUGGUUGGCAGGUGUGUGGCAGCCAUUCGGUUUGUUAAUGAACUGCCUCACGAGAGAGGCUAUCCUGUAAUAGCAAGUGUUUGCUACAAUUACAUAGUGUACUUUUAUUAAUGUCCUCUCCGGCUGCCUCACAGUGAUAGGCAUUGUAAUUGCUGGGCACUGCUGUCCCUUGCCUUGUGGGACCUCGAUAUUGGUAUUUCUAUGGCGUCACCCUGCUGGCAUCUGGAAGCAAGAUACAGGGGCCGUUGCCAAGAGCAUAAGUGAAGUUAUCGUGUCCUGUACAGCAGCUGUCACAAAGGAGUUACACAGCAAAAAGCCUGCAUGCCUCUCAGACAGGAGCACAGAUUAACAAAAGGGAGAGACCACCAAUAAUUUGAUGGGCAGGGUACUUGAAAGUGGUGGAAGUUGAUCUAUACUUUACGCUUGCUAAAUUGCUUGCAGAUGUAUUGCUAAAAACAUUUCCUUUUAAAUUUGAAUUCCAUUGUACUUGAUGCUAUUACAUAAAAAUUUAAACACUGGUUUAAAUAAUAAACCAUGGUUUUCCCUAAUAUUCUAAACAGAAACACCAAAACAUUUAAUCUAUACGAAUUGGGGAUAGAUGGGAUAACAAGUGAAAUCUGUAAAACAAGAACUAGUGCAGUAUGUUUGAUAAAAGCCUCCGUGCUGCUGUCCAGCUUCUAUGGCUGAGAUCAAGACUAAUGAUGUCAGCUAGCCCAAUGCUUUCCUAUGACGCUAGUGCGCAUGCAUGGUAAAAUGCUGCGUUGCGCCAAUCAGAUCCACUUUAUGAGACCAUCAGUCAGAAAUAGUAUAGUUUUACUUGGCUAUAUCUGAGGGAAGCACCUCUAGUGGCUGUGUCUGUCCGAGUGACAACUAUUAGAGGCAGAACAGUCGUGUUUUACAUUGCAGAGUUAAACAGGAAUAUGGCAUCCAGACCACGUCAUUGAGAUGGUGGUGGUCUAGGUGCCUGUAGUGUCCCUUUAACUAUCUUUGCUUCAUCUCAGAGAAUUGCUGUCAAGGUAAAUAAUUUGUCAGGUGUACUGUUUGGGUGCUUGCUAUAUGUACGUGCAUAUAGCUUCAUGUUAGUGUUCUGCUUUCAGCCGCUGUGGAGGUUUGUCGAGAACACCUCAAGGGACAGCAUGUUAGUCUAUCGAUCAGACGAUAUCCAAGACUAUUCCCGUCUCAAGUCCUCGAAAGUCUGUGGGUACGUCAAACCCAAGGAAGAUCUCUUCAUGAACGAGCAAGACACCGAUCAGGACGUAGAAGGUUUGUAGAUUUUCUGGUCUGUAUAUUUUUACCCUAUAUAUUUGGCAGUGUAGAUUUAUCAUCCUUUCACAUUUAGAUCUUUACAGUGUAAUGAUUUAUUCAAAGCAUUGACAAAAUUAAUCAAUUCCAGCACUGCCACUUGUCUAUCAUUGGUUAAGCUAUACCUAUGUGAAAUUUCCAAAUUAUCAUAAAAUGCAUGUUCUCUCUCUCCUCCGCUCAUUAAUUUGCUGACAUCUUACUCGCCCGGUAAACAAGUACUGCGAUUGUGUGGGUUGAGUCUUUUCAGACUUGCCUUGUAAGCAGCAAGGAAGCAGGUUCUUGGCCUAGAGAGUAGCCUAUUACCUAAAUGUUCCGUUUGUUGGCAAGUUUGAGCCAUUACUAACUAGACUGGUGACAUAAGCUUACAGAAGCAAUUUAGGAAGAAGGUGGGAUGACACCUCUGUUCCAUUUUGAUUAUUUUACAGAUUAUUUUUGCAAAUAAGGGAAAGCUUUUAAUAGAGGUUACAGAACUGAAGUGGCUAUUAAAUAUAUAAGUUUGGGAUAUUUGUCUAAGUUAUAAGUAGGAAUACAUGUCUGCUCCUUAAAAUUAAUCUGGCACUCACAAAUUAACAUUCAGAUAGGUAUGGAAUCGGUCUAUACAUUAUGCUGAUUAAAUUGCCUGCAGAUGUGCAGAUUAAAACAUACUUACAGCACCCCUCAUAGGCAGCAUGGUGUCCUUCAAUAAACAGAGUGCUUGCAUGUGCAGCUGCUCCCGCACUCAGUGUGGAAUCUUAAGAUGGCACUAGGGGUCGUAAGAUGCUGCCAAAGCAUUUGGGUGUAGGCGUCUGUAUAUCUCCACAAUUGCAGCCUUUAACCAAAAAAGUUAAGAAUAAUGUGUAGUCAUUUUGUAUCUAUGCAUUUGCUAGCUCAGUGUAUAGGUGGCGAAUAAGAAUAUUGAGUCAGUGGGUUAAAGGAGAGAUGUACUAAGUAAGGGCAGGUGGAAUGGAGGGGAAUUAAACUAAGUAGGGGGGGAUUAACGGAGAUGGAAUGGGGAGGGUAGAUACUGAGUGGUUCAGAUAAAAUGUUACCAUGAAGAUAAUCGGGUAGAUUAGAAUAGAUGAGUUGAUUUUUAUUUUAUGAAUUUUAAAAUAUUCUUUAACGGGACCCUUAAGGGAAUUUAACCGAUAUUUUUUUUUUUUUUAUUAUUUAUUUUUCGUGCAUAGAUUAUUCAUGUAACAGUUUUCUAGCGAUGCCACAACAGCUAUCGCCAGGGUUUGAGUAGACAUGUAAAUACAAUUGUAUGGCAGGAAUAACUUUGCACAUUUUUAUAUAUAUAUGAGAAGAGUGGUUAGUGGUAUAGCACUGUUCCAGCGUGAGUGUGAGAGAUUAUGUUCAGAUAGAGACCUUCAGGUUAGGGAGCAGGGGCUAGUGUGCGUGUUAACCAUCAGGUUAGAUUUUUGUUAGGUAUAUACAUGCGUUUAAGUGUUAUCAGCCCUGGCCGCAGGACAGAGCAGUGCCUGUCCAAACUUUGGGCUGGUUUUGCUUUGAAAAUCACACUGCCCAGUCGCCUCAUUCUAGGUGUACGUGUCCCGUGUUUCAUCUACACUUGGUUAAAUCUAUGCUUCAGUCGACACCUAGCGCGACCCAACCGAAUUUAGCGGCAGCAAUUUGGAGAGUAGCCAGCCAGCCCGCGCAUCCCACCCCCAGCAAUCCCAUGAAUACUAGAUUGUUUGCUCAUGGAUAGUUAUGGGACAGGAGUGUUGCGGGCAAGCUGGCCCCCCCAAAUCACGUAUGCCACCCAGUCCAGGCUGCGAACUAUGUGCUCCAGACUUAUUUUGCGUAAGACUUAUAACUUAUUUUUAGUUUCAGAGUGCUAGAUCUAUCUGUUGUGUUAUCAAGUGGUCUGUGGUGUCAGUCGGUUAGUCGUGAGAGUAUCUUGUCAGGGGGCCUUAUCCGUGGUCCGUUUGAGUUACUCUUGAGGGGUACUAGCCCUAACCUAGGGGCUGUCGGGGGGGGGAUUUCUGUUCUGUAUGGUAGUGCAUAUUCCUUUAGUGCACUGGUAUUCCAGCGCCGUCCCUGACAGGCUCACAGCGCGUCAUAUGGGUGUUAGAGCGUCAGAUUAACUUGCUCAUUAUCAACAAAGCUUAAGUGGCUGAAGGUGAAAGGGUAUAUGAGAGAAACACAAGAAAAUACAUUUUGCCGUUUUUAGCCUUUGAUCGGGAUGGAGUAGGAGACUUCUCCCCUCAUUCCCGUCAUGUGGCGUGAGUGUCCCUUCUCCGUGUCCUCGGGGUGAACGGCUCUAUCGUCUCCGGGUCACAGGCAUGGGUAGCGUUCUGGGCAUGCUCGGUCGGCAGGCCCAAUUUUGGUAGUAGCGCGGCAGCAUCAGGUCCUGUAGCGAUUUUGUACGUGUUUCCUCGGUGUGUAACCAGGAGGUGGCGUGGGUUUCCCCACCGAUAUGAUACGCCCGCGGAACGUAGCUGGCUGGUGAAGUCACUGAGGGUUCUUCUCCAUUGGAGAGUGGCUCUGGUUAAGUCCUGGUAAAAAGUCAGUUGAGACUCCUCGAAGUUGAGCGGUGUCUUGCCCUUGAGUGCCGACAUUAUGUGCCCCCUAUCCUGGGGAAGGAUGCAGCGGACUAUGACGUCUCCUGCUAGGAGUGUAGAUGCCCUUGUUGGGGUGGGUAGUUGGUAUAUUCCGGCAAAGGUGAGUUUCUUUGCCACCGCAGGAGGAAGUAUAGCUUGCGUGAGCCGUCUCACGUAGUGAGGUAGGUCCUCUUUGGAGACUGUGACAGGGAUACCUCGGAUUUUUAUGUUAUUGCGUCUGUGUUUGUCUUCUUGGGCUGCUAGUUGAACCUCGAAGUUUUGUUGAUUGUGUUGUAGUUGUGUGAGGGAGUCUUGCAGCGAGGUGAUUUCUUUUUGGAUCCCCUGCACUUCUCUCUCAGUGUGUGCUACUUUUUCAGUGAUUUGUUGCAUGCUUGUUUUAAGGGCAGGUAAAUCUGCAGCCAGCAGGCUUUGGAUUUCUUGCAGCAUAGUUUGCAUAUGCUGCAGGUCCUGUUUAGUGGCCGGUUCAGUGGUACCCUGCUGGGGUGUGGGUUGUAGCCUUGGAACCCCCUGUGUGCUUUGCUCCCUUAAGUCAGAUUCUAGUGGGGAGUCUGGGCCUUGUGCGGCCGCCAUUUUGGCGGGUGUUUGCCUCUGGAGCAUUGUGCUUAUAUCAGGCUGAGCUGUACCUGGUUGAGGUUUCUGGGAUCUGCGUCCCAUCCCUGAGAUUCCGUGUUCGGAGUUGUGCUGGGAUGUGUCCCACUAGUCUUCUAGGAAGUCCCCGCCGAACAGGUAAUCCAGGCCGUGGUGGGCUGAUGGAAGGUAGGCCCGUGCUCUGUGUUUUGACUUUGCCUGCUUCGGGGUGUACCGGAAGGGCAUCGGAAGAAUCCGGGGGAUCUCCCCCGUGCUAUGCCGGUGUUCUUGCGGCUGGAUGUCAGGGCUGCGGGCUGAUAUUGAGCGGAUUCGGUCCGUAGAUGUCGGAGCCCGCAGAAAUGGCGUCCAGCCCGUCUCGUGUCCAGGCUCCGCCCCCUAACCGAUAUUUUUAAUGAAUUUUGCUUUAACUAAAAUGUGCGAGGGUGUGUAUGUAACCUAUAAGUUCUGUAGUGUGUGUGUGUUAUUUAUUGCACAUUAAUGAUAUAUUAGAUGUUUGUGUCCUAUGAAUCUUUGAAAUUCGAUUUUCAUGUUACGUAAGCAAAUCUUACCAGUAAUCAUUAAAUGUUUGUUCACUGUUAGCAAUUAGAUGUUUUUAGUGGGCUUCAUGUACUGUAAGCAGAUACAAGGUUUAUAUUAUAAAUUGUUACUUACAUUUAAAUACUUGGCAUCAGCAAAACACACUUCAUUCUGAUUGCACUGCUACUUAACCCAUGGUGUGCUUGUUCUAAAAAACAAACCUGGAUCUAUACUGCUAACAGCUCAUCCAUGUCAAAACCCCAAAAGUACCAAUCUAUCCACAUAUGGCUAAUUCUAGUCAACCGAUGUGAAAUUAGCAGCUUAAACCUUUCCUUGACAUUAAUUCCAGAGAUUUUAUUUCAUUGUCUUUUUAAUGAUGAUUAUUAUUGUUGAUUGUGAUCUCCCUAACUCCUACAGCAUCCCCUUCACUCAUUACAAUGUACUAAAUAGAGAAAGUAGCUUAAAUUAUUUUAUUUUCUAUUUCUUUGACCCUAUCUCUGUUUUCUUGCCAUGGAUUACUGCUGUCCCUUCUCCUUCUCCUGGUUUUAGAAAGGAUGAUUUAAGGAUGGAUGCACCAUUAAGCUUACCUUUCCUGGUGGCAAACCUGGUCUCCAUGCAAUUAUUUUCAUGCAUUCACACACUGCGCCACUAUGCAAUUAUAUCCCUUCAUUCACACACUGUACCACCAUGCAAUUAUAUCAUUUCAAUCACACACUGUACCACCAUGCAAUUAUAUCCCUUCAUUCACACACUGUACCACCAUGCAAUUAUAUCAGUUCAUUCACACACUGUACCACCAUGCAAUUAUAUCCCUGCAUUCACACACUGUACCACCAUGCAAUUAUAUCCCUGCAUUCACACACUGUACCACCAUGCAAUUAUAUCCCUGCAUUCACACACUGUACCACCAUGCAAUUAUAUCCGUUCAUUCACACACUGUACCACCAUGCAAUUAUAUCCCUUCAUUUGCUGUACCACCAUGCAAUUAUAUUAGUUCAUUUACACUGCACCACCAUGCAAUUAUAUUAGUUCAUUUACACUGCACCACCAUGCAGUUAUAGCCCUUAAUUCACUCACUGCACCACCAUGCAAUGAAAUCCCUACACACACACACACACACACACACACACACACAGCCUCUUUAAAUAUGUGUGUUCACACACUCUGUCUCCAUAUAAUAAUAUGCUGUGGCUCCAGUACUCUCAUAUAGUCAUUGUCCUCCAGUUUUGUAUGAAGAAGGAUCUUGGUGGUAGAAUUGGGUGCUAGGAGAAACUUGAAGAAAGUUUGACAAAACCCAGUGUGGAACUCACUUCUGCAAUAAGCUUUAAGGGGUACGCAGUGUGCCAUUAACAUUUCAAAUCCGAAAUAUAUAACUAGCUGUAUUGAAAGAAAAGGAAAUGUAAUGUUUUAAAUGUCUUGCCCAUGUGAAAUGUCCACCUUUUGUCAGUCCCACCAACUGGUAAACAGUACACAAUCCGCAAAGUUAGUCAGGUAACAAUACCUCCAUCAUUGCUCUGGGACACAAAGAUAGUGUUUAUAAUGACCUAUAUUGGUCCCUCGAGUGAUGAGUCAUAUUGUUAAAGAGCCUUUUAGGGGUAUGCUAAUGGUCUGUGAGACGAUACACAUUUCACAUAUUUUAAUAACAACAUAAUCAGUCCAGGAAAUGGGUGAAAUGGCAGGAUUUCAAAAAACUACAUAAUUUAUGGACCUACCACAGAGCUGAGCUACAUCAGAUUAUUAUUCAUAUCCAGCAAGAAAAAAAAGGUAGAUCGGUUUAUUGAAUGGAUAAAAUUACAGAUUUCAAAAUGCAAGGAGCUAUAAAACUGUAGUUUUUUUUUUUUUUUUUUAAACCAUUAUAUUGUAUUUUUUUUGUUUGUUUGUUAGCUCUCUGUGAUGAAUAAUACAUCUUUGUUUUCAGGGUUUAUGUACUUAACUGUAUGUUGAGUUGACAGGUGACUCACAACAUUUUAGCCAAAAUAUUCAAGUUUGAAAACACCUCUAAUUCAAACUUUUUGUUUUCCUUUUUGCAUCUGUUAUUUUGGCCUCAGUUUUGGAAUGUCAGAUUGCCAUUUAGUGAAUAAAGACUGGUGUUUGGAAUCUUUUGUUGAUUUUAGUGAAUUAUAAUAGUUUUAAUUGUAAUGGCCAUUCUGUAAUAAAAUACUAAACAAGUCGAUAGCACCAAGUAGUAGACAUUAACAUGAGUUUUUUAAGAUGGGCAGCUUCUAAAUGGACAGUAGGCAAAGAAUCUUAAACAUAUUGGCUAUUAGAAGUGUUACAUGCAAAGGGGAAUCUUAAAUUCAAAUUUUGACACAAGGUCAAUUCAUUUUAAAAAAAUGUAUUUCUACGAGUCUUCAUUUAAGUCAUCUGUAUAGAAAGUGAGUGCUUUUAUGUCUUUAGCUUAUAUGCCCUACAUAACAAUAGACUGCUUGAUACAUAUAUAACUGUAAACUGCAACCAGACACUUACAGUUUGAGUGUUGCUUGGAACAUGCAGAUAAAAAUCAUAGUUAAUAUGUCUUGUAUGCUAUGCUGCCUCUAGAACACUAUUGAUCUGUCCUGAAUUGUAUGGGCCAUCUAAGAAACGUUGCCUUUUAAUUGAUUUUUCUUCUUCCGGAAUGGAAGUAAUGUGCUUGAUACUGUGUAGAACCUUGCAGCAAGAAUUUGCUCUUUAAUAAUGCAUCCUUACCGAGAGCACAUUAUUCUAAAGCAGACUGUAGGCUAGCAUGACAUCAUUUGGUCUGUCAUAUUCUAUUGAUUUGAAUGAAGCAAUAGCAAGCAUAAACACUGACCGCUUCCUGUGCUCAGUAGGGAAUUCCCUUCCAAUCGAAGUGUUAAUGAUGAUGCCAUAUCCUGAAUCUACAAUCAAAGGCAGCUUAUUAUUCUGAAGAAAAUUAAAACUACAAAUGGCAGUCUCCAUAUUUCUUUUCUUGGCAUAAUAGUACAAAAAAAGCAACUUUCUUCUACAAAUAAACCUUCUCUAAAUUGUUUCAGUCCGCAUACCUAUGGCGUGAUGGCAAACAGAAACUUUGUAUCGAUGCAUUAAUAAAGAUAAAUGAUAAAUAACAGGAAGGAGAUAAUCUUUAGUAUUUCCUUUUCCACGCACGGUUAGGACAGAUAAACACAUUUUUCCCCCCUUUGGUUGUAUGAAAUCAGUUUCUUAUUUAAGUGCUGUCUAAGACCCUUGGGGGGCUAGAAGCGGUCAGUAGCUUCCUGAUUGACGUCUCUGGUGAAGAUGAAGGAACAUCCGCAUCCUAUUGCCACUUGUGUUUAAAAAGAAACGGAAGAAUGGUUUUCUAUGGUCUGUAUCUGGGGUGGACAUGAAAAUUGCUUUGAGUACCACAUAUGUGUUUCCUUGUGCUAGCAGAUGUGAUCACCAGUAAAAAUAGACAAUAAUAAGGAAACGAUGACAUGGUGAUUAGUCACUUCCGCUAGGAGCAUUGAUCUAUGUUAAAUGAAUAUUAAGAAACCGACUUGCCCAUCAUACUCAAAUGUAAAACCCAAAUAGAGACAAACGACUGGGGCAUUGCACUGCUUGAUAUAUGCAGAUUUUUAGACUGACUAUCUUAUUUUACCUAACACAUCUGGGUGUACACUAUAGACCGCAGUAAUUUUACAUGGCACAACUUGAUAUACACUAAUAGACUGCAAUGGUUUUACAUAGCACUACGCGAUGGACCACAGUGAUUUUUACAUAGCCUAUAUUUUGAUGUACACUAUAGGCCGCAGUGAUUUCAUAUAGCACAUCUUGAUGUACACUGUAGGCCAGAAAAGAAAAAAAGAGUAUCUACCUUAAAACAAUAUAGAAGUAGUUAUGGUAUCUAUAGCGUGAUACCUAAAAAGGAAUUAGAAAAAAAAUCCAAUAGUGUAAAAUGUGAUGGUAUGAUUACACUUGGAAUAAGGAAUAAACUUUAGCGAUAUGGAAAGUGAAAGUAAAGGUUGAGACAAAGGUUUGGAAUGCAAACCAGGAAAUGAACGGCACAUGUGGAAGUGAGCUUAACGUUCUCAGGAGUUUUGGAACGCAAGCGCUGCCACCGGUAACAGUGAGGGCAAACGCGCGUUUUGGAGUUUUUAGUUGAGUGAACUAGAACACCCGUAAAUAUUAGCUUUGUUUGCUGAUGGCAUGAUCAGCUGUCUUUGGAGCAACGUUGCCGUUUGUAAGAAAGGGGCUAUGACAUCAUGCAGGUACAGUAAUCAGUGAGAUGGAAGUAUUUUAACCCCUUAAGGACACAACUUCUGGAAUAAAAGGGAAUCAUGACGGAAUAUUUCCGUCAUGUGUCCUUAAAGGGUUAAGGAGUGACAGAGCAAAUAGAUUUAAGAUGCAGAAUUUUUUUUUUAACUCUGCAAACAUACUACUAGUUAUUUAGGCCAAAAGCUCUAAAAUGCUUAAGGGUUGUGAGGGUGUCUGGAGUUUCCCUUCACGUUAAACGAGUCUUGUCCUGGUUUGGCAAAAGUUAAUUGCAGAAGCUGCACCGUCUCGGAAUUUGCAGUAAAUGCUUGAACGUCAAAUUUGAGUAUUUUAUUAAUAUAUUUAAUUUAAUAUAUUGUUGUAUCUUGCAUAUUUUAGAUGUUGUAUCUUUAUUAUGCCUGGAGUGUCCCUUCUAGCAGUGCAUUUGAAUCAUAACUAUUUUAUCAGAUGACAGAGCAGGCACUUAGUCUUAAACAGUGCAGCAAGUUGUUUUUUGUAGUCUUUUUAUAGUUUAUUUAUUUAUUGCUUUAAACUUACAUAUGUAAUAUACUAAAAAAACACACACAAGUUUAGUUUAUCAGUAACUUCCAUUUAAUACAUUGUGUUUUAAUAUGUAUUUUCUACAUGUUAGAUUUGUGGCCUCUAUUCAUUUUCUGGAUACCAUAAUUACUUAUUCCGUAUUUUAUUUUGUUUAAAGGAACGUUCCAAGCACCAUAACCACUACAAUGCACCGUUUUAGAACAGUUUUGAUUCUUAUCUGGGGUCUGCCAGGCAUGCUCUCCACUUCCAGUACUUCCUAUGGAGAGCUGUAAGCUCCUAAGCAAGAGCUUCUUUUAGCUGUCAUGAGCCAAUCUCUGCCAUGCAGGGGUAGCUCAUUGGCUGAGGAUGAGCUGUACAGUGAGCACACUGUAGUGGUUAUGGUGCAGGGGAGCAUCUUGUUAUGUGGGUCUCCUGCUUGCUCAGCUGCGGCCUGUGAACACAUUUCUAAAUGUAGAUCAGAAUAGUAACUCUGUAGUUCUGCAAUUUUGGCUUAAAUUAAGCAGUGAAAUUGCCGGUCCUCGAUUGAAAGUUUUUGGUUGGAGUUGAUGCUUAAACUCUGCAUGGUGUGUUACUGGCAAACAGGGUUAGGUUUGGGCAGUGCACAAAUCUUUUUAUGGAAAUCUGUUUAAUGACUACAGAGUACCUAUCGGUCAGUGCCCACAUGGAUUUGAUGGAACCAUAAAAUCUCAAUAGUACCCAGUUCGACAUGUAAAAAUAUAUUUACUUGUAAAAAAAAAAAAAAGAAGGGGUUAUGUUACGCUAUUUGGGACAAGGUAUGAAGGAGGAAGCAAAGUUAGAAAUACCAAAAAUAAAAAGUUCAAAAACUAUGAACAAACUGUCUUAACAAAAGAUCUAAAUCAUUGCUUAACCUCACUGUUACUCCUUUCCUAAAACAGAACAUCUGCACCGGGAAAAGAGGCAGAAAGCUGGGCCAGACCCUUUGAAGAACACUUGCAAAAUGCUGGUGGUAGCCGAUCACCGUUUCUUCCAGCACAUGGGACGCGGAGAGGAAAGCACCACCAUAAACUACUUAGUAAGUAAAAUUACAUAAAACGCCAACACGUCACAGCCUGCUCUAUACAGUGAGAAAUGAGACAAGUCAAUACCACAUAACAAUGUUCUCUACAGGAAAAAAGCAGUGGGCGUGAUUAUACAAUAGGGGAAAACAGUAAACAGUGUAUACAGAAGGGAAGGUCGAUUGCUACAUGUACUGACAAUAUAGACUGUUUUCAUAAAUAUAUAUGAUGGUUAGAUGUUGGAGUAAAAAGAGUUGAUGAGGUUAGGGUAGACAGUGGGGUGAGGGGGACUAAUUGUGUGCUGUAAAACAUGGCUUUAGACGGAAAUUAAUGACCAGUUUGGUUAAAAUGUCUUUGCAUAUGAAGUAACUCUUUGGAGAUUUCCUAAUGGACUAGCGACUAACUGGACAAGAGUUGAGGUUGGAAGUGGGAAGACUAUGGAUGAAGGUCGUCCAUAAAAUAGAUGGGCUGGCAAGGAUCAGCUUUAUUAGGGAGGUUUGGAGCACAUAUGGGGAGACCUAGUGUAAAAAAACUUAACUCAAAUCUCCAUGAAGCUUAUCUUCCUUGUUUUAUGCACGGUGCUCCCAUUGAAAACAAAAGGAAGGUCAGGUUUGAAAUCUCGGUCACCACUUGCUGUUCCCUCUAGAUUUGCUUCAGCAGGGUUUUUCAAACUAAUUUAAUUUUAUUUGGCUUUGCUUUAUUUAACAGUUCAGUAGACCUAUCCCCAAUGAAAAAAGGCAUGCCCCCCCCAAUUGUGAGUAUAUCAAACACAUACGGCAGUUCAGCUAGCUAUUUGGAGGGUUCCUUUAAACAGUAGUUUUUUUUUAUCAGGGCAGAAACCACAAAAUCAUUUAGCAGAGAAGUUGAAAAGUACAACAGGCUUAACUGUACUUCAGCUACACAAUAUUUAUAUGAACUUCUGUAUUAACUUUACUCACUCAACAGAUUACUCACCGGACGUUUGUUCUUCUAUAAUUUUAGAUUGAGCUGAUUGACAGAGUUGAUGACAUCUACAGAAACACCUCUUGGGAUGCUCAGUGGCAAGGAUAUGGAGUACAAAUAGAGCAGGUAUGAUUCAAUUUCAAAUGAAUAAAUAAAUGACUUAUUCCAUUUUAUCUGCAUUAAGAUAAUACAAAUAUUGGUUCAGUCUUCACGUGUAUCCAUAUGUGGCCUCGAUUUAAUGUUUGGAUCACAAUCUGCUGAAAAAAAACAUUUCAAAUGUUUUAUCUAUAGACUUUAAUGGUGACUUCUGGAUAUAAAUAAUUUAAAACAUUUUUUUUUCUGACAUAUUUCGAUGUUGAUUCAAAUAAACUAAAUUCAGGUCUAUGUUGGGAGAUAUAUACCUUAAAAGCUUUUUGCCUUUUAUUUAAAUGCUGCUAUGAUGCUGAUUUGUGCAACAUACAGUAACAAUGUUACAGCACUUAGCUGAACUCAUUUCAAGUUUUGUAAUAUAGCUGGUCCUCACUUUGCGACCUACCUGUUUUGUAACGGCUCGCACUUACGACCAGCUCUUUAGCGUGGGGAUUCAAAGGAUUCCUUUUACUCCAGUAUGCUGCUGGCUCUGCCCCUGAUCUGCCUGCUUGGCUCACCUCAUCAGAAGUGUUGUUCUGAGCCAAUCACAAUGCUUGCACAUAGGAAAACAUUGGAUUGGCUGAGACUGUCAAAGAGGCAGAUAAGGGGCAGAGCCAGCACAAGCCAAACACAGCCCAGGCCAAUCAGCAUCUCCUCAUAGAGAUUCUUUGAAUCAAUGCAUCUCUAUGAGGAAAGUUCAGCCUCUGCAUGCAGAGGGUGGAGACACUGAAUGUCAGUGCUGCACAGUAUGCAGCACUGCCCCAGGAAGCACCUCUAGUAGCCAUCGAAGGAGUGGCCAGUGGAGGUAUCCCUAGGCUGUAAUGUCUACACUGCAUUUUCUCUGCAAAGACCGUGUUUACUGCAAAAAGCCUGAAGGGACUGAUUAUACUCACCAGAACAAAUACAAUAAGCUGUAGUUGUUCUGGUGACUAUAGUGUCCUGUUAAAUUAAAUAAUCUUCACCUGCUGUGGGACAUAAAGAGACACUCAGUUGACAAAAUAAAAAAAUAAUUAAAAAAGGAAAAAGUAGCUAUAUCCCAAUUAAAUGAAAUGAAAACAUGUUCCACAGCCCAAAUAAAAAGUAAAUAAGUUAAAUAAAUAAAAGUUUAGUAUAUAAACCCCACUGAAACAUGCAUUCAUUUAAGUGUGCAUUUUCUUUUUACCAUAGAAGUCUUUGCAAGGCAGGUGCCGUAGGCAAAUUCCUGCCUCCUGAGUUUAGCUCCACUGUGUUAAACUACCAGACAUGUUGGCUUUGAAGCUAUUUUACAGUUUUACAUUUUCUGUCUACCUCUCAAUAUCUAUUUUCCAUCAUCCCACUUUGACUAUUUUGGCCUUAAAUUUGAAAAUAACUUAGAAUUUUUGACUAUGAUCACUUUAGUGAAUAAAUCUAUAUAAUAUGUAUAUCCAUACAUUUUUAUAUGCUGUCUUAUUUUAAUAAAUUUAGACAACUAGCCCAUAGACCCAUACACAUACAUAAAGGGGCACUAUAAAUACUUCAGAUCUUUGUAGUGGCUAUGGUACCAGGAUUGCCCUACAACCUAUUGAAACCAAGAGGUCUUCAGACGUUUGAUACUUUUAUACAAUAUGUGUAGUCUCUAAAAAAGUAAAGCCAAUUUCUUCUGGCCAGGGUGGAAUAUCUUUUAUUUGAUCUAAUUUUGGGUACCGCUGACCACUUUAGUUAAGAACUCAUUAAACAGGAGAAAUGCUUAAUGACUUAACAGCAAGGAGUAAGAAAUUAAGAGAAAAGAUAAGCUUUCAAACAAAAAAGUAUUGAGCUAGAAGAACAUAAGCAAUGUUGAAAGGAAGACCUGGUUUUAUACUACGCUUCAGGAGACUCGGUGGAAAAAGUCAUGGAUUACAGAAUUAUCAUUUUUGUUAGUGUGCAACACUUUUUUGUUCAGGUCAUGUUAUAGAAGAACGCUGCAAUUCUACAUGUCUUGAUUGAUUGGAUAAAAUGAACAAAUGCAGUGACACUUAAGUAGAUAUCCCCCAUGGAACAAAUUUCUGGGUGGAUAUUGAGAACACAAUGGGUCUUCCUUGAUGUGUAUCGGUCCUUCUGUUGAUUGGACCACAUAAGAGUAUGUUGAACAACAUGUGGCCAGCAACUGUAUAAAACGGUCGCCUGUGGUGCGCAUGGGCAAAUCAGAAUUUAUUAACAACUUCAUAUGCUACAGUUGUUAGGAACCAGCUUUUGACCAGUUUUGUGUUAAGAGAUCCUGAGUUAUUUUUGGUGGAUUUUCCAAUUUUGACGACUAUGGAAGAUAUUUUCCAAAGAAGGGCCAGCAAUGACCGGAAGUGACGAAACUUGCCUUUAUCUGAAGUGGAAAAUGUUAAAGCAGAGGCAAGAUUUGUCGUCUUUUGACUAUUCUUUCUCAACAAUUGUUUCAAUUCGGAAACUUCUAUGAUUUAAUAUCUAAUAUCUAUUUAUAUAGUUUCUAUAAAAGGUGAAAGAAGGCAGUAUGGUCAAGAGACGAAAGCUUGGAAGAGAAAUGAGAAGGGGUGUUAAUUGUGAAAGCUUCUACAAACUUCAGGCAAAAUGAAAAUUUAGGUCUCCUGUUAAAUAUAAGAAAUUGGGUCAUUGUUUACUGUAACAGCCAAUAAUGAAUACAUGAGUUUGCAGAGAGUUUAAACAGAAAUAUUUUGACCACUAACUAUUCAAACUGCUUUGUUUUGAGGCUGCUACAAAACACACAAGUUUUAUUUUUUACAAAUUUGCUUAAUUUAUUAUUUUGGCAAUUCUGGUGCUCACGAAAGCACUUGAAGUCAAAAGACCAUAAUUAUUGCUAAAAUUGAAGUCUUAAAAAAAAAAAAAAAAACAGAGAAACAUUAAAAGGUCAAUUGUUACUUCUAGACUUUUUGCACAGUUAAAGUGUGUGUGUGUGUGUGUGUGUGUGCGCUUUUUGUCUCUAUGUGCAUUAUAUGCUAGGCUUUCCUGGCACAAGCUGGGCAUAAAAUGCAAAUGUCAUAGGGGCGGGUGUUUUGUAAUAGUAUAUACUCUCUGAUCCGCCACAUUAUUAAAAUCACUGAAGGUGAAGUUAAUUAUGUUAAUUAUUUUGUUAGUAGCACCUCUCAAGAUGUUGAAAACUAUUAGGCAGCAAGUGAACGGUCAGUUCUGGAAUUUCAGGAAAAUGGGCAAGUGAAAAGAUUUGUGUGAGUUUGACAAUGGCCAAAUAGUUGCGGCUAGACGACUGGGUCAGAUGGUGACCUACACGAUAUUUGACAAGUGAGUUUAAUCUUGUGACUGAUCAGUGUAUCAAUAAAUACAUCUUGGAAUUGAAUCUCUUUAACCAGUACAUGGAAAGUUCUCUGAACAUAUGGCUUUCAAACCUCACAUAUCACUCCUUGCUGUGGUGGUGGGGGAAACGAAAAAACCAUUGAAGUUCCCGGCGAUCUGUCGACACUGCUUUCACUGAUCAGGAAGAAACACUUGUAGGUCUUGUCAGACACACAAGGAUUAUUUGACACUUCCAUCGCAUGUCUGGCAUCCAACUGGGUGAUAUAGCUCACAAAAACAUCAGACAAACUGUGCAGUCUGACAGCACAAAUACAGAGUGUACUAUGGAGUUAGCUGGCUAGAUUCUUUGUCUUUCAUCCAAAUUUUAUUUUAUAUUCUGAAAGGAUGUGAAUGAAAAUGUAUUUCCUGUUUUUAAGUUGACAUAUAAGACUCAGGUGCCGUUGCAGAAUAAAAUGUAUUAGUUGAUUAGGAUAUUCUAAGUCUAUUGUAAAUUUAAAGUGGACAUUAACUAGUUUAAAGAGACGUUCGGAAUUAAAGAAGACCAGUCCUUUUUUUUCAAGUAUGUAAUUUGAAUAAUACAUUAAAAUUAUAUUCAAAAACUAUACAUUCAAAAAGGGGAAAGAGAAAAAAAAACACUUGCAUUUGAGGUUUAUUUAUUUACCACAUAUUCCUGUGGUCUAUAACAUUGAGCUAGUUUUUAUUUUUGUUAAUAUUAAAAGGACACUAUAGCUUAAUGUAGUUGUUCUGGUGAGUAUGAUCAUUCCCUGCAGGCAUUUUCAUGUUGUAUUUACCUGAAUCUCGUUAACAUUCAGAAAUAUCUUCCCUUUCAAAGGUGAUAUUAGUUUUGGGAAAAGCCAGAAGUCGCAGGGAGCCAAAUCUUUCUCUGAAGAGUUUGUGCCACACUUUUAUUUGUUCUGAACCCUUUUACAUCGUCCCCAAAAGCCUUCUGAAUCAUUGAAAUAGUCUCCGCUGAGUAAUGUUCAAGCUUAACGUUAAAUUCGAUUUGAACACAGUAUACAUGCUCACUCGAUGGCAUCUAGUGCCUUCACUGACUAGUACAGUGAAGUCAUCAUUGAUCAUGCAUGCGCAUUCCAGUCCACUCUCCUUGGCUGAAAGGUUACAUCGAUGUCAUGCAAACAGUUCUCAUUAUAUUAACAAUGGUUGGACAGAUUCUGGACAGAGCUCAUAUAUCUAUAUAACUUCAAAUAAUUUGUUUAGUUGCACUUAUUUAUUUAAUUUACAGAUGCUGACUUUUCAAAUCUUUUUCACUAAAGAAUAUUGGAUUGUUUUGGAUUUUUUUUUUUCUGUGUUUAAAUAUUCUUUCAUCCUAUUUAUGAACUGUAAAGCCUUGAAUUAGUUCACUGGGAGCAAGUUAUAUUUCCAAACUGUGGAAGCUCUCUACCUAGCAAUGGUCAAAUUGUGCGGACCAAUAAUGAGUCCAAAUGUGCUGCAGGUAAGCAAAUGGAUGCCAAAAGCUGUCUCUGUUGUCACAGCAGAGACAGCUCGCUCCAUUGCAUACUGACUUUAACUCAUGACUAUCAGGCCAUGUUAGAUUUGGUAUGACAAGCUGACAUCUUUUGUCAUGGUCUGUUUCAUGUUAGAUUAAGCUUUUUUGCGUUUUUCACAAAUUUAAUAUGUGAUAUCUAUUGGAUAUGCUUUCGGCACUUCCCUCUUUCUUCGCUUAAGAGAGGCAUUCAAGAUAUCUACAUAUAUUAGGUGAAACAUGUAGGUUAGGUUACAUUUGGUAACUAUGGAUGGUUUUAUUUAAAAAAAAAAUAAAAUUAUUUUAAUGCAUUCACUACAACGUAAAUACAAAUAAAAUGUGUGAGCCUGGAAUGUCUCUUUAAAGUAUGGCUCCUAAAUGUCUGUCGUAGAUUGUACCAAUAUUUGACAUCUUUGUGUCAGUCUAAAUCUAACAAAGAAGUGUUAGAAAGCUUUUAGUGUAGUAGUUAUGGUUGGUGUAUUCAAUCAGCAAUUGAGUGCAGUAGCAUACUUACUGGGGCUGGCAUGCCCAGGGAUUGCCAAAAUACAUUUCAGUCAGUGGAUACCAUGUAACCUUGGUACACCCCACUGAUCGAAUGUCAGGGUUAUGGGUAAUUCAGACACUGAUGCAGCUGAUGCUGAGUUAAAUCAUCAAAGCCUUUUUUGGUUGUGAUGCGGUUUCCUAUUGGCCUAAAGCAAGCACAGUAGGGUAUAGAGAUAAGAAGACAGGCACAGAUGGCAUGACAGUUUGAUGGUUGACGGGAGAAGUCCUUGGCAGGAAAGAUUGAGCUGGUGAACAGAAGGCUGGGGGCCCUGGUUAACCAAAUGACGAGACUCAAAGGAACAGAAAAAGGAGUUUGCAGAUAUAAACCCUUUCUGUGCUGAAAUGAUGUGUAGAACAAGAGUUCUGAAGCAAGAUACAGAGCUCACUAGUAAAAAACCCUAGUAAUGCUGAGUAUUUCGUGAGAUGGCAUUUUAAUGAAUUCACAUUUAUAUCUUUUGUUUUUGAAAUUAACUUUUAUAUAAAUUUCUCUACCAUGUACAAUGACCACAUAUCUUUACAAAAACGAAUGUGCCCUUGUAUACACUGACAGCCACUACAUUAAUGCCUCUAACAAGUGAAGUGAAUAUCAUUGUUUAUAUUGUUACAAUGGCAUCUGUCAAGGAGUGGGAUAUAUUAGGCAGCAAAUAAAUAGUCAGUUCUUGAAUUAUAUUUAUUGGAAGCCGGUAAAAUGGACAAGCAAAAAGAUCUAAGUGUCUUUGUUAAGGGCCUUUAUAGUGAUGGCUAGACAACCAAUAACAGAAUCUCCAAAAUGGCAAGUCUUGCGGGUGUUCCUGGGAUAAAGUGCUUAGUACCUAACAAAAGUGGUUCAUAGAAGGACAAUUGGUGAACUUGCAUCAGCAUCAUGGGCAUCUAAGGCUCAUUGAUGCACUUCAGGAGGGAAGCCUUGACUGUCUGAGCUGAUUACACAGAAGAGCUACUGUAGCUUAAAUUGCUGCAAAAUGUAAUACUGGUCAUGAUAGAAUGAUGUCCGAACACACCGUGAAUAACCUUUAUCUGUGUAUGGGGCUGUGUAGCCACAGACUGGCCAUCGUGUCCAUAAUGACCUAGAUUUUGUUACAGACCACAUGCACCGUUUCAUGGCAAUGGUAUUCCUUGAUGGCAGUGCUCUCUUUCAGUAGGAUAAUGCACACUGCAAAAACUGUUCAAGAAUGGUUUGUGAAACAUGACAAUAAGAGUUUAAAGUGGUUGCAUUGUCCUCCAAAUUUCCCAGAUCUCAGUCCAAUUUAGCACCUGUGGUAUGUGCUGGAACAAAAAUCCAUUCCGUGGGGCCCCAGCUUGCAAUUUGCAGGACUUUAAAUGAUCUGCUGCUUAUGUCUUGGUGCCAGAUACCAGAGCACACGUUCAGAGGUCCUGUGUAGUCCAUGCCUCGAUGCAUCUGAGCUGUUUUGAUAGCAUGAGGAGGACCUGCACGAUAUUAGGCGGGUGGUUUUAAUGUUGUGUGUGUGUGUGUAGUGCACGUUUUUUUCGUUUAUUGUAAUUUAUUAUUAAUUGCCAACUCUACACAUAUACCAAGAUAAAUACUUUAUUGACGUCAAUCAUUCAUUCCAACAGAAGGAAAAUAUAAUUGUCAGAGGAUUAUCUUCUGACCAGCUAUGAUCUAUAUGUGACGGACUCCUAAGUGUUUCCUUGCCUGUUUUUUGGCGUAGUUUGCACAACCAAUCUGUUACUUCUUUUUCACAUAGAUCAUUGUACACAAGGCACCAGAAAAUGUUUCCGGUAACAAAAAACAUUACAACAUGGCAAAAAGCUGGCCAGACGAGAAGAAAGAUGCUUGGGAUGUGAAACAACUCCUUGAGGUAAGAGGCUCCUGUUAUCAGUAGGACAAUAUUUAACACCCAAGUAAAUAAAUCAGAGUAGUCCACAACUCCUUUCUUAGUUAACAGCAGAUUAUAAUUGCGCACUUAUGUAACUUUAUUUAGUCUAAAAACAAACUGGGAGCUGACGUGUAUUUCUUUUUUUUUUUUUUUUUUUUUUUUUUUUUUUUUUUUUUUUUUCUUUUUUUUUUUAAUGUAUUUUGUCAUUUCUUUUUUGCUGAUUCUCAUGCAGACCACGCAGCAGUCGCCCAGAUCACUUUAUUUUUCUCCUAUAGAAACUGCAGGGUUAAAUCCGCCUCUUGUGGCUGUCUUCCUGACUGCCACCAGAGGCACUUCUGCUGCACUGACAGAGUAAAUCAGAAUCACGUGAAGCGGAUGCCCAUAAGUAAUCAUGGAAUACAAUGCUUUGCUAUGGGGAAGCUGACAUGUCCCCAAUGCUCCUGUAUGAGGAUUGGUCCUUUGAUCAUGCCUCCUCGAUCACAUUACAAGUGGUGGUGAGGUGAGCAGUGUUGAAGGAAUCUCAAACUAGAAUGAGAACCUUUAUUAAUCUAUAUGGCACAUGGUGGAGGGGGUGGGAGAGGAUCUGUAUAGAAGCAGCGACAGGGGCACUAUAGGUUUUUAUUUCGAACAAUAUGGUGUGCAUUUAUAUGUGGACAAUAAAGUGUUCCUUAAACAGAGGUAUUUGUUUGUUUAUUAUGAGUGGUCCUAAAACAUUUGUGUAAGCAGCGAGAUAUCUCAAUGGAUAGAGCUCCAAGUGCAGUGUCUUGAGUUACACGGCAACAAUGUCAACUUAAUCAUUACUCUUUUUUUUUUUUUUGAUAAAGUUGAUAAAAAUGAGUUCCUCAAAGCUGGCUAAUAAAAAAACAAAACAGUGAUUUACUGAGUCAGCACAACACACUGGUCAGCGGUCAGUGGUAGCAACCUUGUCUAACGUGCACCCAUGUGCUUUCAGCAAUUCAGCCAUGAUAUAUCAGAGAGAGCUGCAAAGGUCUGUCUGGCCCAUCUCUUUACAUAUCAGGAUUUUGAUAUGGGGACUCUGGGACUUGCGUAUGUCGGCUCUCAAAAACCGAACACCCAUGGAGGCAUUUGCCCUAAAGGUUAGUGAAUCUCAUUAAACUAGCAUUUUUCUUGUUUUAGUUCUUUGCUUCAAUGGAUUGGGUUCACUCCUUGAAUCAUAGCUUAUGUUGCCAGCUCUGAUAAACCUUUACUACUAAAAGUGCAACUUAAUAUUUUCCUUCACUGGAGCACUUUGUUUUCGAUACAAUGGCAUGUAGUAUUUUUAUAAAGUUUUCCCGUUUAUUACAUGCCUGGAACAUGUGGUUUAAAGUGAAGAAUUCAGAUUGAUCUAGAUGGUAACUAUUAUUUAUUGCACUGUCUACUGUUUUUGGGGGUGGGAGGUAUUGUUCAAAUACAAAAAGAUAAGUCCUGCGCUCAUCACUCCCAUCACUUCUGGGCGGCAGCAAUGACUACAGUACACAUCAGCCCCAAAGGGAAAAAAGUUACCUGCACUCUCUCCUUAAUCCCUAUAUAUAUUUAGAUAAAUGGAUGUCAUUUAGUUAAGAUAAAGGAGAGAGCGCAGGUAACUUUUUUUUUUUUUCUUUGGUUUUUAACUAUAUAUUGGGGCUGAUGUGUACUGUAGUCAUUGCUGCCGCCCAGGAGUGAUGGGAGUGAGCGAGGACUUAUCUUUUUGUAUUUGUAUUCACUUUUUGUAUCACACAGCUUUGUUACAAUGCAGCCGCCCAUCCCAUAUGUUCCCUAUUAAGGGUUAAUAAGUAUAUAGGGGUGUAUAUAAAAAAAUACCCCUCUCUGUCUCAGUGGAGAUAUCGUUGCCAGAAGCUCAGGGAAGCAAGGUGAAGGGUCAGUGUAGGACCCGCUUAGGGGAUCUAGCUUGAUGUUGGCAGGCGGGCAUUCCCUCCAAUGGCCAUUGGAGUAACUAAAUGAACUCCAUUUGUCUAAAUAUACAUAGGGAUUUAAGGAGAGAGCGCAGGUAACUUUUUUUUUUUUUCUUUGGGAGGUAUUGUAACUACAUGCUUUAACUAUCACCCUAGCUUCCAUAUCUCCAUUUUGGGACUCCAUAGGUUAAAGAAAUACACAAAUAGAACACUAAAGCAUAAAAAGGAAUUCUAAAGACAAUACGUCAAUACCUGCAGUUCUCCUUAAUCUGAAGACCAGGGGAUGUAUUCAACUUUAUACAGAACUGCUGUUCUAGGUUACCCAUUCAGAAAGCUAAAUUCUAGUUUUCUUUCUUAACUGCAAGUUGUUGGUGUACUCCAUAAUUGCUGCCGUGUUUCAGAAUUGUUCCUUUGUUUUCCUGAUUAAAAGUUGUAUUUCACGUUUUGCUUGCGAGUCUUCAUUGAUUCUCUGUUUCCAUUUUCUUCUUCUUCAGCUUAUGAAACUGAGCUAUCAAGGAAGCCGAUCUAUUUAAACACCGGCCUAACCAGUACCAAGAACUAUGGCAAAACCAUCCUUACCAAGGUGCUGUGCUCACAGUAAUUACUAAUCACUUUUUGUGAAAUUUGGGUACAUAUUCUAACGUUUACAUUUUAAAACGGGCAAAAUGAUUUUUGACAUCGGAUAAGCAAAAUAGUGAAGUUAGUUAUAUUGUGUAAAGUACAUUGUGUAUUUCGGCUGCAGCUAAGCCACCUUGAGCUCAUGUUGGUUGCCCAAUACAACCAAGGCAAAUAAAGACAAAAAAAAGAGAUGUAUUACACAUUUAACAUUCAAAUAGGCCCUCUGGUCUUCUUGCUUCUUAUCAGCCUAACUUGUUAUUCUAUACUUUCCUUACUUACAUUUUCUCCCCACAACCUUUUGUCUCAAUGUACAAUUCCCCUCCAGAUUGCUAGCUUACGGGCCAGAUUCUCUUCUUGUUUUGUUCUAGUGUGUCUAUUUAUCUCGUUUCUAUUAUUACCAAUGUUAUUUUUUCAUAAAUUGUAAAGCAGAAUGGAUAAUAGUACUAUACAAGAACUGUUAAAACAUUUUUUUAUUUUUGUUUUAAAUGCAAGGUAUAGUUGCCUUGUAAUUCUUUUGAAAGACUCUGAUUAAAUUAACUCUGAAACAUAAUGUUUUCACUUUUAGACUGUAAAGUCAUCCUAGAAUGUUUAGACGUCGAUUUCCAUGUGUUCCAGCUCCUAUGAUUGAGAAUGCAGCUUUCCCAUAUUACCCCACGGCUUCAUGGCCGUCUUGUAUAUAAAACUUAAAUGCAGCCUUUAAAGGGGUAGUGAAAAUAUCUGUCUUUACACUGCAUUAAUAUCACUUGUUUUCAUGAGAGAUCUUGUUACAGGGAAAAUAUGUGUACCAGGAGGUGAAGGCAGACUGGUUUUUAAAAGUGGUUUAUUUUUUCCCCUCUGUUUGUUCAGGAAGCAGAUUUAGUCACUACUCAUGAACUGGGUCACAACUUUGGUUCUGAGCAUGAUCCAGACAGCAUGGAGGUGUGCGCUCCCAGUGAGGAACGCGGCGGGAAAUAUGUUAUGUAUCCUAUAGCUGUGAGUGGAGACCAUGAAAACAAUAAGGUACAAUUACUCUGUUCUGUCAUAAUACUUCCUAAUACCCAAUAUUAUCUUUCCGUCUUAUCGCAUGAUAAGAAACAGUGUGUACGUGUAGUAGCAUGUUUGAGCAGGUUCCUCAACAACAUCUGUUCCUGUGCAUUCAACUCAUCUUGCUACAAAUACUUGUCAUUUAGUCCACCUAUUGACCAGCGCGGCAGAAUUUGUUGACGUUGUAUGAAAAGUAAUAAUGAUCAUACUACUAUUUAAUACAGCUGGGCGCUGUCCUUGUCUCCCUGCACGCAGUUCUUUAUAACUGCAGCAAUUUGCUGAAUCUAUUGCAGCUGUAGGAAGGACUGCCCAGUCUGUCUGAUGUUAAAGACAGAGUUUAUAUGCCAUGCUUUGCUGCCAGCUUUUCUGUACAGUGUGAGAUGCACAUCCCUACCUUCCCUUUUUGUGUGUUUUAGAUGUUCUCCAGCUGCAGCAGAGAAUCCAUUCUGAGAACGUUGAUGAGUAAAGCUUCUAUAUGUUUCAAAGAACGCAACAACAAGGUUUGUGGGAAUUCCCGGGUGGACGAUGGUGAAGAAUGUGACCCAGGACUGUUGCACCAGCAUGACGAUCCAUGUUGCACGCCGGAGUGCAUGUUCAGGGAAGGAGUCAGAUGCAGGUGGGUAGCAAGACCACAACAAAGUGGCAACAGUUUUACUGCUCUCCAUAUGAUCCACUGCAACAAUCUCGGAGAGAAUUAAAAAAUUGCCUGGGUUGUACCAAAUCCAUACAAAGCAAUCUUUAGACACACCGUUGGCAGUCUGACAAUUGAGUUCAGCUUAAUUUUCAGUGUUACUUUAGUUUGAGCAAAAAUAAGUUAGUUCCUUAAAAAUUCAGCUUAUGUAACACUUUUUCCAUCCUUUGAUUGCAUGCUACCCGAAUAUUACUAGAGCCCAGACUAAGGGUUUCAUCUAGAGUAAGGGUUCUGUAAGAUCCUGCUAGUAAGCAUCUGUAAAGAAUCUGCACAAUCUGUGAUGGUAACGUGGGUAUUGCUCCUCCAAAUGAUAUGGCAAUAUUUUGCUCUAAUUGAAUCUUUCUCAGUCCUUCCUCGAAUGGUUUCUAGGAUUUAGAACUGUUGCGUUUACCCCAAGUUUAUUAAAAGCCGUUCAAACUCACAAAUGAUAAAUAAAAAUGCAGUGUUUUUUUUGUUUUUUUGUCCAGAUAAUUCCUAUUCUUAAAACACACCUCAAAAAAGCAAAAAUAACACUAAUUCACAAAUCAAUGCUUAGUGCAAUUUAUGUCCCUGACUCUGAUAAAACAGAUACAAACAAAAUAUGAAUGAAAGUACACCAAAUUAUCAGAUUAGCAAAACAGAUGUAUUCAUACUGCACCAUAAUGUUCGAUCAGCACUGUUGAGCAUGUUCUUGUUUCUUUAUUUUUUUGUAGCAUUAUGUUUUGGUGUAUUUAUUUUUUUUAAUAUCAUUUUAGUUUAGACCCAUAUUUAUUUCCUGAACAUGCUUGUAUAGAUUCUUCGGGUACUAAACUGCUUUGUUGUGGGGUGAGAGCCCGAUGCCUGGCGUCUACUGAUGCUGAUAUGAUACGUGUCUCCUGAUGUUUUAGUGAUCGAAACAGUCCAUGCUGUAAAGGAUGUCAGUUUGAAACUGCCCAGAAGAAAUGCCAGGAAGCCAUUAAUGCUACAUGUAAAGGAGAAUCCUAUUGUACUGGUAGGUGGUUGUAGUCCUGUCUCUUCAGGAUCACUUUAAAAUUAUUUGCUUCUAAUAUUUUUGGAUCCUUCUACUUUGUCCUUUGUUCCAGACUUUAUAGAUCAUUUAUAUAUAAAACCUCGUAGAUGGUUACUACAAUGAGACAAAAAGGCAAAAAGAUCCUAAUUAGUGGUAAACCUAGAGAACCAACGUUGUAUUGAAAUCAGAAUAAAACAUAAACCAUUCCUUGUGAGGGGAGGAGGGAUGGAUAAGGGCUCCAGUCCAUGGCCAACUCACAUUAAGAUAUUAUAUUUUUUGUUUGACAAGCAGUAUAGUUCUCGUGUCUAUUUAAUGAAUGAUUUCACACUGAUUACAGCCAUUUUCUCCCAUGGUUAGGUACCAGCAGUGAAUGCUUGCCACCUGGAAAUGCACCAGAUGACACGAUCUGCGUAGAUUUAGGAAAAUGCAUGAGUGGGGAGUGCAGACCGUUCUGCGAGAUAGCAAACAAAAACCUUACGUCGUGUGCCUGCAGUGGUAAGUGGAUCAGCAAUAUAGCCUCUGCCCUGAAUGUGUCAGAUAUUAAAGUGCAUUCCUACUGAGAACUCACAGGGUUUCCCAAUGUAACAUCAAUUUUCAACCUUACUGUGUAUCCUAAGCCAUGGAGGGCCAAUGGGUAGAACUACUAAAGCCAUGAUGCUUUGCCAUUCCUAAAACAGGCGAAACAUCACAGGAGCUGUAGUUAGACAACUUUUUCAUGCAAAAAUUUAGUUAUCCGUAAAGGAUGCACGUAUUAUAUGUUAAAAUACAGGUUCCCUUCACAGAAACUUCUUUUUUGAUAAAACACACAAGAAUGGCAGAAUAAGAAGAUUGCACUAACAACUUAAAGCCUUUCUGUUUGUUACUGUUAAUAAAACUGCGUUUCUGUAUAUAGGGUAUUAUUUUCUCAAUCCUUAGUGUUUUGCUUUCAGAAAUUGAAAAUUCCUGUAAAGUCUGCUGCCGAAAUCGGAGUGGGAUUUGUAGUCCCUACGACAACGGAAAUCCGCCAUUUCUAUAUUUACGCAAAGGAAAACCGUGUACGGUGGGGUUCUGCGAUAUAAAUGUAAGCUAUCUUCUUCCUUCUCCAUGAAAUCUGUUUGUUCUCUCUCUACUUUCACAGGGCCCACAGUCAACUUUACUUUAGUAAAAGGUUUUUGUUUUUUUUAAUAAAACACCCCAAAUGGGAAUUUAUGAACACCCAUACAUUAGGGAAUUAAUCCAAACUAAUAUUUUACCAGUAACCCUCCCUCCUAACUCUGUGUAUUAAAAAUAGUGACUUUUCAUUUACCUUAAAUAUGGCUACGUAAUAAGUUCCCCCUUUCCACAUUUAUGCAUAUGUGAGAUGUUUAUUAAGACAUAGGGGUUGGCAGCGUUUUGACUGACUAGGAGAUUUUACUCAAUGUUGGGAAAGACGCCUAGUGAGUCGAAACACUGCCAACACCGGAGUCUGCUUUGGAUCAUCCAAAGUAGUGGGAUGUGUUAUUGAGAGGCGUUUGCAGUCCCUUUUCUGUGUACAUACCCUUUCCAUAAUUAAACUGAACCUUCUGUGCAUAUGUUACAGUACAACAUUGAUAGCAGCUGGAAGACGUGUUGGUGGUGGGGGCCGGGGAGAGGGCAUAGUAUGGUCCUUGGGUUAUGUAUUGUAUCUUAUAUAAGCAUGUAGUUCUAAAAAUGCCAGCAAAGUCAUUGCAAAUACAGAACAACACAUGAUUUAAUGUUCUUUAUUUUACCAUGUAUUCCAUUCUUUGUUGUAAGAUUUAUAGUGUCCCACUAGUUUUUUUCUGAACCUGCAGAAAGCAGCAUUGCCGAUUUAAAGGAUAUUUGUUUUACCUCCCCAAAUUUUUAGAAAACAUUAUGGAAUGAGGAUACAGUUGUAAAUGUAUCUGAUUUUGCUUAUUUAAUCCUGAGCGGCAAUAUCUAUGCUGUUUUGUGUACAAACUAUGUAUCUUUGUUUUAUGUAAAUUGUACACUUUUUAAGACUCUUUUCGUAAGUAGGCUAAUGAAACCAGGGUGGGUUGGGGUGGAGUUUUUCAAAUAAAAACUCGCACUUUUUUUAUUUUAUUUUUAAAUAUCCUGUAAUUUCAAAAUGCUUUUUGUGGCUGUAAUGAGAAAAUAAUAAAUGAGUGUGACAUCAUGCUAAACAGUAAAUGUUUUAUUCCACUGAAUAUGGAAAAUUCACUGUUUAGGAUUUUGUGUCAUGCUGGUUUUUGCUGGCAGAAUAGACCUCAGAUUAAUAUAAUGCUAUACAUUCAGUAGGUUUUAUCAGCUUAAGUUUGUGGUGGUUGUCAGGUGGGUAUAUAAUUCUCGGUCACUCUUGUCUUCUCCUGUGUAGAGGAUUGCAGUUUCCAACUUCUACCUGGGAGGGCUCUAAUAAUUUGUAUUCCUAACGCUAUAGUGUUCUUUUAAAUACAAACCUGUAUUCUUAAUGCUUUAGUGAGCUACUCACUAUAGCAGUAGAAAUGUAGGUUUGCUUACCUCUUCUCCAUGGCCAGCCACUCCUCCAUGAAUGGGAUCCCUAUCUUGAUAAUCUCAGCCAAUGCAAUGCUUUCUCAUAGGGAAGCAUUGAGAGGCUAUUGUGCAUGCGUGGCAAAAUGCCAUGCUGUGCCAAUCCGCAUAUCCUCAUAGAGAUUAAUUGAAGCAAACAUCGCAGGACCUAACCCAGGAAGUCCCUCUAGUGGCUGUUAGUGACUGCCACUAGAGGUGUUACUGGGCAGCAUUUACGGUGCACAGCCUGCAGGGACAUGCAAUAGACACCAGAAACCACUAUAUUAAGAUAUAGUGGUUCUGAUUACUGUAAUGUCCCUUUAACUCUUAAUAGUUAACCGUAGGUAUGUUUUAUUUGUUUUUUGUUUUUAAAUGCUUUUGUUUACCUCUGGUUGACCCUCUACUGUUUCACUUGUACGAUGCUCUUCAUAUUAUCCAAAAUAUCAUGACUGUUGUAAUGUUCAAUGUACAGGCUAAAUGAUCUCUUGUAAAUCUCCUCCCAAGUUAUCUCCUAUGUAGCCGGUGUGGCUGUUUGCUUUCCAGCACUGUGUUUACAAUAAGGACAUUAGAUUAUUGUUUAUUUGGGAAGGUCCUGAAGACAGCUGUGCUGAAUUUGUCAUGUACUAGUGAGUUAUCAGCCCCAGUCAGAGUGUUGUUAACCUGUCCCUAUUCACACAGGGGAAGUGCGAAAAGCAAGUUCAAGAUGUUAUCGAAAGGAUAUGGGAUUUCAUUGACAAACUCAGCAUCAACAUGCUAGGUAUGUUUGUUUUUGUAAUUUUGUUUUGUAACUGGACUUUGUCAUCAUUAAAGGGAUUCUCUAAGCACCAAAACAACUUUAACUCAAUGAAGCUGUUGUACAGAUCAUGCCCCUGCAGUCUCACUGCUCAGUUUUCUACCAAUUAGGAGUUAAAUCUCUUUUGUUUCUGUUUAUGCAGCCCUAGCCACACUUCCCCUGUCUGUAUCACACUCUCAAUAGGCCUGCAUUAAAAAAAAGUUUCAUUUCAGAUGUAACAUCAGUGUGUUUAAUUUAGAAGUUAUUAUCUCCUGCUCUGUUGAUUGAACUUUAAUCACACACGGGAGGAAUCUGAAGGCUCUAGCAUGCUUUUUACAUUGCAGGACAUAAUCCUGAGUUAAAAACACUGUGCAAUAAAACAAGUUUAAACAUUAGAUCUCUCUUUACAGGAAGUGUAUAGGAAGUCUGUGUAGGUCACAUGCAGGGAGCUGUGACCAGGGUUUCAUAACCAAACUAAUUUUACUCUUAAAUGGCAAAAAAUUUAGCAGUGAGACAUUACGGACAUGAUCUAUACAUCAAAACUGCUUCGUUAAGCUAAUGUUGUUUUGGUGCUUAUAGUGCCCCUUCCACCUCUGUUCCUGGAUGUGCUAGCUUUAGCUUCAAUUUGUCAGGCUAAUUGGAAUUUUUUUUUUUUCCCAGCUUUGCUAUUUUGGCAUAGUCUUUGCAUGUAAUUUGUCUGCUAUGUGCUAUCUAUGUGAGUGUUGUGUUGCUGGGUGAUUCUGUCUCAAGGACCUUAUCUGGACUUAACUGGUUUCCCAUCUAAUAUCCAUUGAAUAGAUAAUAGGGUCCUAGGUAGAAGGACCCUAUUAUCUACAGGCAUCUCCCACAUUCUACGAGAACACCUCCAAAGAGAAUAAUCAUUAAUAUUUAGCCACCACUUUGUGUGACCCUUAAACAUAUGACUCUCUUGGUUACAUUUACACAGACUUUCCCUCACUGGGAAAAUUUAUUUAUUUUAUUUCUAUCUGCAAUCCUCACACUUCGGUAAGCUGGUAAGGGACGUUAGCUGAAAGGGACCUAUUUUAUCUUGGCAAAGCUGGGCCUAAGUAGUAAAUUUUAACUUCACACACCAUUAUGCAGGUUUAGUAACUAAACCGUAAAUUAAUGUGAAUUCACAAAUUGCAGGAUUUUCACAUUUUAGGCCAGUUUGCAUGUAUUCUCACUUAGCUGUUUGGCCUAAACAUUUCCAUUAAUUGGUGAAUUUAUAGUGUUUGGGACAGGGUCACACACAAAAAAUAUAUAUACACAAUAUAUGAUUUUUCUGAGGGUUCAUUUUAAAGAUAAAGACAUGUCAAAGAAGUACCUGCUAAGCCUUAUCGGGCCUGUGUUCUGUUUUAGAUUACAGCUCUCAUCACUCCCAGCCAUGGUUGUUUAGCAGUAUGAAAAGACCUGUGGAUGCGGUUAUCGAGCAGUGGUUUCAAUGAAUAAGAUUUGUGAUAAUCAUGGAUUAAAUUAUACAUUUUCUUGUUUCUCUCCAGGAAAGUUCCUUGCAGAUAAUAUUGUAGGCUCUGUCAUUGUAUUUUCUUUGGUAUUCUGGAUUCCCCUGAGUAUUCUUGUCCAUUGUGUGGUAAGUAAGAGUCAUAUCGUACAUUGUGCACAAUGUCAUGUAAUCUUUCUACUACAAUAAAAAAAAAAGUGUAAUCUUUUAGCAGGAAAAUAUUUAUAUGUUAAAAAUAUAUUUUAUUAUUUCGUUGUCAUUUUAAAGAGCCACUUAGGGCAAUCAGAUCAGUUAAUCUCGAUUUAAAGUGGUCACUGUGCAGUGGACCUGUAUGUUUCCAUUGUAGGGUUAAAGGGAUACUGUGGUGUUAAGAAUACAAAGAUGUAUUCUGAACACUAUACUUCUCUUUGUCCGGCACUGCAAGGGUUAGUAAACCCUUACUGCACUGACCCGAUUCCAUUGCCAAUCUCCCUUGGUGCUGGGUCGGCGCUUCACCUCCUGCAACGCUACCUGGGUGGGGUUUGGCGCUAAUGCGCAUGUGUGGCAAGCGUAACAAACUUUUCCUAUGGGAUUUUACUGUCGCUGGAUGUCCUCAUGCAGAGCAGAAAGUGCCUAUAGUGGCUGUCUGGUUGACCGCCACUAGCAAGGCACUCUUAGUCCUGCAAUGUAAUUAUUGCUGUUUCUCUGGAACUGCAAUAAUUAAUAUUGCAUGACUAAAGGGGUCUGGGACACUGCACUGAGCUGAAUAAUGUCCCUUUAACACAACUCUAGUGGCUGUCGUCCUUACAACCACUAGAGGCACUUUUGCAUUGAGAACGGAGUCAAACUUGCUUUUCAAGUUCUCCUAGAGCAGCAUUUUAUUGGUGCAGGGAUUUUCGGAGACAUUUGAAUGGCUGAGAUCAUCAAGAUCUCUAAGGAGACGAGGCAGCCGUAGAUUGAGCAGCACGGCAAUGGAGAAAAGGUAAGUAAAUAUAACUUUUCCAUACACUCUGAGGGAUCUGGGGAUGAGGCCAAACACCUAAAAAGCUACAGCUUACUACAGCGUUAAGAAUAGAAAUGUUUGUGUUCCUAACGCUGUAGUGUUUAAUACUUUAAAAUAUUUUUAUUUUUUUUAAACCUUAAGAAAUAAUUUUUUGUAGUCACAAUUUUUAAUUCCUAUGAACCCAUAGCUUUUCUUGCCUUCUGUUAUGAUUGUCAUGUUGCUGUGUGGUGCAGUGUGUGAUCUUGGUGUGUAUGUCUCCUUUAAUUUGUUGCUGGGUAGGAUGCGAGUUUCAGAAUGGUGUCACUUUUCGAUGCACUUAUAAAAGAGUCACUAAAGGCUGUAAGACCCCCGUUGUUAAUGCACUAUAGACCCAAUACUUUAAAAAAAAAAAAGUCAAGAGCUCCUCAUUCUGAUCUUUCAAUCUUAUGCCUGUCUUGUCUUAUCCAAUAAACGUCUGUCUGAUGGUGUUUGUCAGAUCAGAUUGGUAAGAAUGCUGAAAAAUGUAAUAGCGGCCAUACUGCAAAUGGAUUCAGUUUGAUAGCCCUAGAGAACGACACUUUGAGCGCGAAAUAACUUUAUCGCUCCCGUGCACUGUGCAUAAAGGUUAACUCUUUCAAGCCCUCAUAACUAUAGUGCGCUGCUUCUUAGUCAAUGUCUUAAUUCUUUUUACACUCUUCAAAUUGUCUUACGGUAAUAACAAAAACUGUAAUAUGUUGAUUAUUUCAUUAUAAUAGUUCAUGUAUACAACUACUGAGCUGUGAUGUCACUAAUGUGAUAUUUUUUUUUUUAAUAAUAUUGUUUGGGGUUUUUUUGUGUUCAUAUGAUUGAAUUCCUGUUAAUGAUCUACAUAUUUUCAUUUCUCAAUUUCUUAGGACAAGAAACUGGAUAGGCAAUAUGAAGAAAACACCAAAUCUUUAUUUUUACCCAGCGUAAGUUAUCAUUACUUCUCCUACCUAUCUGUACAAGUUUGGAAAGCUUUGUCAGUGUUCGCUCUGUUCGUGUAGGUUGCAAUGCCAGCUCUGCUCUACAUGGUUCUAUAUUAGCUAUGCCAGCUCUGCCCUGCGUGGUUCUAUAUUAGCAAUGCCAGCUCUGCCCUGCGUGGUUCUAUAUUAGCAGUGCCAGCUCUGCCCUGCAUGGUUCUAUAUUAGCAAUGCCAGCUCUGCCCUGCAUGGUUCUAUAUUAGCAGUGCCAGCUCUGCCCUGCAUGGUUCUAUAUUAGCAAUGCCAGCUCUCCCCUGCAUGGUUCUAUAUUAGCAAUGCCAGCUCUCCCCUGCAUGGUUCUAUAUUAGUAAUGCCAGCUCUGCCCUGCAUGGUUCUAUAUUAGCAAUGCCAGCUCUGGCUUGCAUAGUUCUAUAUUAGCAAUGCCAGUUCUGCCCUGCAUGGUUCUAUAUUAGCAAUGCCAGCUCUGCCCUGUGUGGUUCUAUAUUAGCAGUGCCAGCUCUGCCCUGCUUGGUUCUAUAUUGGCAGUGCCAGCUCUGCCCUGCUUGGUUCUAUAUUGGCAAUGCCAUCUCUGCUCUGCAUGGGUCUAUAUUUGCAGCGCCAGCUCUGCCCUGUAUGGUUCUAUAUUAGCAGUUCCAGCUCUGCCCUGCAUGGUUAUAUAUUAGCAGUUCCAGCAUUGCCCUGCAUAGUUCUAUAUUCACAAUGCCAGCUCUGGCUUGCAUGGUUCUAUAUUAGCAGUGCCAGCAUUGCCCAACAUGGUUCUAUAUUAGCAGUGCCAGCUCUGGCUUGCAUGGUUCUAUAUUAGCAGUACCAGCUCUGCCCUGCAUAGUUCUAUAUUAGCAAUGCCAGCUCUGGCUUGCAUGGUUUUAUAUUAGCAGUGCCAGCAUUGCCCUGCAUGGUUAUAUAUUAGCAGUGCCAACUCUGGCUUGCAUGGUUCUAUGUACGCAGUACCAGCUCUGCCCUGCAUGAUUCUAUAUUUUAUUAGAAGUGCCACCUCUGUAGAAUGCCUUUAGAAUAAAACUUUAUUUUGAAGAAUAACAAUUCUUUAUUCCUACUUUUCUCUGUUGCUGAUUAAUGUGGAAAUAGAAUGCGGAGAUGAUGAGCAGUAUGGACUCUGCUCCAGUGCGGAUAGUGAAGCCAUUUCCUUCCUCCCAACCCACUCCCCGGUUCCAGUCACUGCAGCAGGUUCCGGUUGCGCCAGCCUCUGCCUCGGCCUGCAAGUCUGACCACCAAAGAAUGGAUACUAUACAGGAGGAUCCAAGCACGGAUUCUCACCUUGAUGAUCAGUUUGACGAGGACCCCUUUCCUGCUAGUGGCUCUCCAGCAAAGUCCUUUGAGGACCUGACUGAUCACCCUGUAAUCAGGAGUGAGAAGGCCUCUUCCUUCAAAUUACAGCGGCAGUGUCGUGUGGACAGCAAGGAGACAGAGUGUUGACCCAGCACCCCAUAGGCAACUUAGACAAUCAUUUCAUUUGUCCUAAAAGCUAGGCAGGUUAACUGUGGGUGGAAACAAGACCAAAACGGUGUGACAUCAGAGGAAAUGUGAAGAGCUUCUUAUCAUUAUGGUUAAACCCCAUCAAAGCCAGCCCUUAUUCCUUAUGGAUCUUGCACUCCAGUUGCUGCUGGGUUAGCUAUAAGUGGGCCUCCAGCUGUUUAAGGUCUACAUCUCUCAUAAUCCUUUAGCAGCCACUUGCUUUGUGGCUGAUGGGAGUUGUAGUCCUUUGUACACUGGACACCUGUUUUAUUGCGUACUUUAAAGUCUGCGCCCCACUUUCCUGUGCUCAGGAAGCUAUAAAACUGGUUAACCCAAGAGAAUUAAAAAUGAAGAUCUGGGAAGAUGUCCGCUUUUUUGGGUGAUAAAACCAUCAUUUCAAUGUGCUGCACACUUACUGAAUAUAGUUAUAAGCUGUGAUUUUGUUUGGGUCUUUGAAUGGUAGUGUAAUUUUUAACAAGCAUUUGUCUGCUUCAUGUCUUUGUGCCUUUGUAGAGUGAUCCUUAAUAGCAGGGUUAUUCAGUUUGGACUAAAAGUCCCAUCAUUCUCAGCCAACAGAUGGUGAUGCCCAAGAAUGGUGGGCUUUGCUUCUCAAUCCAUAGCUGGAAUGCCAUGGGCGAGCACAUCCGUCAUAACCCUUUAAUUGCUUGUGGGCAUUCAGUGUGUCAAUUCUGUUCUUAUCCUAAGGGAGUUCAUGUUAUGUCAAUAUUCAAAUAAGAUUCCAGAGAAGCCAUCAAUUGCCAAAUAGCAGUGCACUUUGUAAAAUAGAGAUAGGGAACAUUCCUAUAUAUGCUUUUCUAAGCUGACUGUGUGUGAAUUUCAUUGCUUUGUUUUUUUUACACUCCGUUACAUGCUUUUCUUAAUAUCUUGUUUGGCAAAAUCCUGGCUGCUGUUUUUCAUUUCACUCAUUUUGCAUAACCACAAAGCCUGAUGUUUGUUCAUUUCCCAGUUAUUGACCAAGCCUGAAUGAGUCCACUGCAGAGCUGAUUUAAAUUAAAUUCUAUGAUUUAUUGUGGCUGGGCUGAGGUUAAAGCCUCCUGACACGUUUUUUUUCCCUCUCUAAUUUACUUUUCUUAUUGACUGAUUACUUAGAGGACAAAUAAUAUUCACAACUUUAUCCGGAAGUGUCUCAUCUUCUUAAAUUUUCAGUGCGCACUUUAAAAUAAAUCAUUAAAUCUAUUUACCAUUAAACACAGCCUUAAUUAAGAUUUGAUUCUUGUAUCGCUACCAGUUGUCUUGAUGUUUUGUUUUGACGAAUCCUCUAUUAUCCCCAUCUAAUGGUUUGCAUACUUUUUGUCCAGUUAAUGUGCUUAUAUCAUUUUGUUUUCUUAUUGCACAGUACAAUAGUGACCUGUCAGUUUGUGCACUGUAGAAAUGAUUUUUUAAGUUCAUACUUUCCAUUACGGAUUGUCUUGAUAUAAUAGGACUGGAAGAACGAUUAACUUUUAUACAACGUUAGACUGAUGCGUUCUAAUAUUGCAAUUAUUUAAUCUGUAUAUGGCUCAGGGUGGAUUGUAUUAACCAAUUUUUACACACAAUUUUUACCGUUGUCCUUUAAUCCACUAAAAGGCAAACUGUCCUCUCCUGAUGUGUGAUUUAGUUUUUUCAUUUCUUCCCUCCCCAAAUUUUGAAUAAUAAUAAAAUGUACUCUGCGUGAUUAUAGAACAAUAAUUCCAACAUAGUGCUGCCAUUUAAGGAAUCCUGCUUUGCCUGGCAGUACACGAACGUGCCAUUCCCUGCCAUGAUCAUAAUUGCAAGCUGGUCACUAUAGACGAUAGGGUAGCUAGCAAGAGCAGUAUUUUAUAUCAGGAAAUUCCAUUUUGAUAGAUGAUAUUUAAAGACUAGAUUGCGCCCUGGCAUAAUCAGGCACUGGAAUACUCCUCUAGAAAUUACACCAUUAAAUAAAACCUUGAUAAUCAUAAUUUGUGUUUUACAUUUUGAAAGAAAACAGAACAUGAAUAGGGUGUUUACAUUUUGCAGUUGGUGUCCAAUGCAGUCCAGGCACAGGCAGGGCACACAAUUCAAAUGAGAAGAGAAACAAUGUUUCGGUUUGUCCUCUUCCUCUUUGUUCAAUAGGCAACAUUUAUAAUCAAGAUUGACAGGGAGCCAAGUCUAAGGCAUUCCAGAAAAGGUAGAGAGUUUAGUAUAGUGGUGCGGAUAUCUAGAUUAAUUUUAAUUUUCAGAUCACAAACAUUUUUGCCAACUAUAGGGGAUAAGUCAAAAUACUGGAAGGUGACAGUGUCCCUUUAAGGGGUAAAAUAAAACCGAAUUCUUCACUAAGUAUUGGAGGUAAAUUGAUGAUAAAUAGAUGUAAUUGUUCAUUACACCCCCUUCCACCAAUGCGUUCACCCUGCCACCUGUAAUCUGUCCCUAUGUGUUUUAACAUACCUCAUUCAGUAAUUUUUAUUGAUGUGGUUUGUUUGGUCACCAAUGAGCUAAUUUAAAAUACAGUUUUAACUUUUUUUUUUUUUUUUUUACCUUCAGUCUUUUCCUGCGGCUUCAUUCUAAAGUGCAGGGUGUUCUGCAGCAGUAAAACAAACGAGGAUAUACCAUAAUUGUUACACGUGCAUGAUUUCUCAGUGCGCUAUAAUUAUACAAAAAGGGGGUUUUAGAAUAAGGCAGCUUGUACUAACCGUUAUUAAUUCUGAACCACCUAUGUUAAUACGAAGGUGUGUUUAUUUCAAUUAGCAAAGGGUGUGUGUUAAAGGAACUCUCUAAGCACCAUAACUACGACAAUGUGCCAUAGUGGUUGUGGUGCCAUGAGUGCCCCCCUUCCAAAACGUAAGCAGUGGGGUUUUCGGAGUUUCAUUGGCUCUUCAUAACAGGGUUUAGCUCUGGAAAGAUGACACAUUAGCAGAGAGCUUGAGCUGGUUUCCAACAGCCAAUUAAAAAAGCCCUGCACCACCAUGCUUAGCCUAAAGAGAGUUUAUGGCCCUUAUAGUGUCAGCGACCAGCACCCUGCAGACCCCAGUUAAGAAGUCAAAUUGUCGACUCCUUAUAUUAGUAUUAGGUCACCAGUGCACUAGUGGCAACAUAAUCGUUUCAAUGCAUUUUGGUGGCUAUGGUGUUCGGAAUGUUCCAUUUCUGUGUCUGCAUAUUUGACAGUUCUAAAAUGUUUGUAACCUGCUCUCACUGAACACUGCUCUGAUUUCCUGAAAACCCUCUGCCAUGUUUAUUCACUUGUGAGUAAAUUGCCUUGAAUUCAUAGUGAAUUUUAUAUUAUAGGCCACAAAAGACAAUUGGGAAAAAAUGUCCACGUCCAUUAUUUAUUCUGUUCAUUUAUUUUGGCCUACAUUUUUAAAUUGUCUUUGAAUUCACAGCAAGUCACACUUUAACUGUUGUAUUUAAGGGAGGAAAGAACUUUGGUUUACUCGCUAGCCUUCCCUCAGUUUGUAUAAAGAUGGCUGCCUGCAGAUGUCCCCAUCCUAGUGUGUGCGAAUCGACCAUCGCAUUUUCCACAGCAGCAACUGAUUUCAGAACCCGGUAGCAUUCGUGUCACCUUUUCUGUCUCAUAUUUUUGUAAUGUUUUCCAGGAAUUUACAGGCUGCUAAAUGACAAUUCACUGCUAAUAUCCUAUAGUAUGAGAACUAUAAUGGGCCGUUAACGGGCUCUGGUGAUCCCAUGAGUGUAUACACGUAUUUAUUUAUUUGAAUUUUGGAUACUGAACAUCUAUAGUGAGUAAAAAUCGCACUAAGUGGUGAAAACCACAGAAAGAUAAAACAAGGACAAUUUUCAGUGUAAUCUUUCAACACCUUUUUUCCUGUAGUAGUUAAAAGGAAUUCUAAUGAUCACAUUUAAAGCUUAUAAGAGCGUUGAAUUGUUAGCAUUAUUUUUUUGUGAAUAUUUCUACACAGUAUUAAACAUCUAGGUCUUUGAUUCAUUCAUGUUUUUUUAGUUUUAAAAAAAAUCUGCAAAAAUUGACAUUACAUAACUCUUAUUGCCCACCUGCCAUUUUUCAUAUAUUUGGUUGUAUAUGGUUUUUGUAAUUUGUAACAUGAAAUUUCUUACAAAAUAUUAAUCGUUUGCUUUUUGUGUUUUGUAUCCCUCUAACCACUAUCACGGUACGCCGUACCCAAGCGCACCCGCAAAGGAUAGAAUUCUAAGUACUGUACAUUUAUUAGCAAUUGUUAAAUCCAUGUUGUAAUUAUUAUCAAACUAAUUUCAGACUAACACUGAUGUUAUUGUAAAGUCUAUAGCGAACUGCUGUAAAUGUCACUUAAUAUUUUUGGUUAAGAAUUGUAAAUGUAUUUGUGCCUUACAACAUGCUUUUAAUACAAACUUUUUGUAAUUUGGAUAUUUCAAGUGUUGAUGUUCUUUAACAAAAAAAAAUAAUUGUUCUCAAAGUGGCAAAAGUCGAGCGCAUUUUCUAUUGUGUGUGUGCAUUUUAUAAAGAUGUAUAUUUUUUACUUCAGAUGACAAGUCUUAAUUUAAAAAACAAACAAACCAAAACCAACUACAGGUGCUACAGAAGCAGUAAAAUGUAUUAUUUUAUAAAGGAAUAAACAUCCUUUACAGAGGUGCUUGAUAGUAGGUUUCAGGUUUGCUGUUUGCACAAUAAAAGAAUGCUUGUUAAUUGUGAGAUGUGUUGGGUCAUUGCUUUUAUAUCUGCUAGUUUGUAAGAAGUCAUGUUUGCUGACUGUUGCCGGUAUAUUAUUCGAUAUUGGAUUUAUAGAGUAUUAAAUACAUUUUGGUAACUUUGUGCCUCAGCAUCUAGUUAGUACCUUUUUAAUAUUAACCCCUUCCAGACCACGGAUAUCAGGACAACAAAGGAUUUGAUCUCAAAGGGUUAACGCACAUUGGUGUUGUACAUUUAAAAAAAUAUAGUAAUAUACAGGCCCAGAAAUGGCGAUCUGCACAAAUUCUCAGUAUAUUGCCUCUGGUGUCUGAGUUCAGUAUAGAACCCAGUGAGUACAGAGUAUUGUGUAACCAGUAUUCUUUAGAAACCGGCGUCACAGAUAGGUGUGGAGACUGUGGUCCGUAUAGAAAGGCACUCCGUAAAGAUAUUUAGAACCUGUGAAAUAUGAAAAGUAAUUAUUAACACAUUAUUUGAUUCACCCAGAAUUUACCUCUGGUGUCUAGUUCUUUGAAUAAGACUCCACAGGUAAAUCUGGGGUAAAUUUAUUUAUACUGGUGUGGAUUAAAAUGAUCUUGAUUUGGGUGAACUGAAUGAAACCGAUUUAGUCUAGUUUCUAAUCACUCCAGAAAAGUAAAACAAAUGCAUUAUCCAACAGUGUAAUCUCUACGACAGGUGAUUCUAGCAAUGCUGCACUCUUAUUUUUAAUUGAUUAGAGGACAAACAAAAUUUCAGUAGUUUGCUAUAAUUUACAUCACUUUCUUAUUCCCAGUGUUUCUAAGUAUCCAUUCAGAGCAUGGAUGGCCAGGACAAGUCCAUGCCUGUGAAUUUGCAACGGAAUUCUAGGACUCUGUUUUCUUGUCCUGAAGCAAGGAGGCUUCGGGGUUUAGACUGUCCACAUCGUUCCAGUAGGGGAGGAUAAAGGGAAGAUCUGAAGCUUUCCGCUCCAAGAUCUGCCACAGCUGGGACUCCACAAAUCUAUUUCCUUCAUCUGAUAAGUGGAGCCCAUCAGAAAGAUAUAGUGUAAAGUCCU